AGAAAUUUGUAGCUCCUCGCGCAGGUUGAGCGGAUCCUCACUCUUCACAGCGAGUUAUCGGAGGUAAAAGGGGAACGUUUGAGGAUACUUGACAGCUUUCAGAGACUGCUAUGACAUCUCGCAGGUAGAGUCGACUUUGUUUUGGUUGUUUUGUUUCGUUUUUUUCAAGCUGCCACUAACCCUACCACGAUAAUUAACCGUUUCUUUGCGCUGCACGAGCGCUCACAGAUAGUCAACUGGCGAGAUUGAAACUGAGGCUGCCGGAGAGAGAGCAGAGCAACCUCAACUUUUACUCACUGCCACAGACUCUUAAGCCUCAUUUUACGAAUUUAUAAAGAGAUAUCACAUUUUCCAAGCGUGUGUUUCGUGAAUUAUGAAGUGACAAGUUUGUAACUGUUUUUACAGUGACAAAAAGUGACGACGUUUAAAAAUUUGGUACCGUUACAUUCGAUUAACCUGUCAGCAGUUGAAUCAAAAUUCAGUCUUAAAGUGGCUAAGAUUUUAUAUUUUGCAAUUAUAUUAAGUUUUUGUGGGCUAAUCAUGACAGGAGCGUAGCAAAGUCGGAGUUUACGUUAAAUAAAAAGGCUGUAUGUAAUAUCUCACAACUUUUUUCCUGAAACAACUGUGUCUGUAAGCUUUUCCAGUGUCUGCCCCCACUUUUUCAUUUGAUUUCAGCCUCCUGAGAAUCCUAAUUCAACACAUCAAGUGUUGUUUUAUUUUAAAAAUAAAUAAAUAAAAAGUCAGAGAUAUAAAUCAAGGCACUAAAACUAGAGCAACAUCAGUGUCAGAUUCCAAUGAUAUACCCGAAACCUCGUGAACAAUACUUAACUUUAUUUGUUUGUAUACAUAUAGCACAGCCCAAAGUGCUACAUAACAGGAAAGAGCAAUAUCAGCAAAUAUAAGUGAAAAAACAAAACAACAACAAAAAAAAAAGUUAAAUAAAACAAAAAACAACUUAAAAAAGUGAUAAAUCUUUUGUAAAAUCUGUCAAAAAAUUGGCCAAAAUCACAGAGACACACUGACUUAAAAGCCAGAUCAAAAAGGUGGUCUUAAGUUUCCUUUUACAAACACAGUGAGAGGUUGCAGUUUUAGUUUCCAAAGAUGGGGAGUUCCAGAGUUUAGGCGCAUAAAAACAGAAAGAAACUCAUACAAGUGUGCAUUUGAUAAGUAAAUGAAGCUUUGAACAACAACAUGCUCUAGAAUAUACAAUAUGAAUUUCUUGAUUUAUAGAAAUACCACUAUCAACUUUGACCACCCAUUUAUAUAGUAAAGAUCUGCACCUUUUUAAAAACUCUGACGUAAAGGCCUGAUGUACUGACAUCUCAGCUUAAUGUGAUGUUACUGUUGUACAGUAUGUCCGCUCCCUAUACCAGUGACUGUCCUCUUUCUAUGUGUUAUUAACCACAUGUACAUCUGUGGAAUAGUAAUCAUUGUUAGAUCUUUCUGAAACAUUGACCGGCUUAGUGUGUGAGGAAUUAAAGGCAAAAGCAGGCUGUGCCAAACAACAAUGAAUAUGUGUGCACAGUUACUAGUUUGAAUGCUGUAAGAAUUAGUUUCCAAUUCCUCUCUCCAGACCACAGUUGACAAACCUUUAACCUUUUUAUAGUUAUUCAAAUAUUUCACACUUUUUCUAUCCUGCAUAAUAACUUGCAGGCUGUAUAAGUGUAAAGUUAUUUUGUUUUGUUUGAGAUUUCUGUGCAAGGUGACCGCUGAAAAGUGUGCUCCUGCAAUUAACUUGUCGCUUGUCCAUUAUGAUUGUUUUGGACAUAAGAAAAUGCAAGGUAGGCAAACAGAGUUUACAGUCACAACAAGUUUCCUACUAGUGUGAGGGUGGAAAAUAUUGCAAUUGUGUUGUAGUGCUUUGUUCAUCUUCUUGCUGCAGUGCUCCCUUGUAGUAGUAUGAAUUGCAUUGGUUAUGUAAUGAUGUCGGUGUAAUUAUGCUAGUUUUAAGAUUUAAGCAUCAUUUUUUUCACCGAACACAAAUGUAUUUACUCCCAAAGCACAGAGUUUUAAAUUCAGGCCAUACUAAUCAGAAAAGUGGUAUUUUUACACCAUUUAAAUUUCUUUAUAUGGCUCAAACCUCAACACGCAGAGUUAUAAAAGACUAAACCUGCAAGCUGACUCUUGCAUUUAAGCAAAAUAAACUUUUCCAGCUCAGCCAAAAUCAAGCACGUUUGUGCUUAGCUGUUUCUUGGGGUGGCCUAAUGCAUGGAUAUGAACAAAUUUCAUACACAAGUUUAUAAAAAGUGGUAUUGUUUGGGGCUCAGCUUUACAUAAACUCCCCUGUCAAAUCUAAAUUCUUGUGAACUUUCUGCAGUAGCUGCUUAAUAAUAAUUCACAUUUGCAUGUUUCAUUAACUAAUCUGUGUAUGUAUUGGUAGGUCAUUCCUGCAUGUUAGGCAGUGGCACAUUGACAGUCAGAGCUUAUGGGAAUUUUGUAUGAAACUUUAAAAUACUUAAACGUUCAAACAAUCUGCAUUAGAUUGUUGGAUUAAAUGGAACUUUAGGGGAACUAAAGUGUCUUCCUCUGUAUCUCUUGACUGAAAUGUCAAAUGGCUGGUGGGUAAUAAAUAUGUCCAAAACUGACAAGUGAUGGUGAAGGGACAGAACUUUAAAUCCUGACUAGCUGAGUAGUUUCAAAAUAAACAAAGACUCAGAAAACAGUUACAGUCGAGCAUAAUUUCAUUAACACAGCCAAACACUGGAUGACAGAGUCUGCAGCCAAACCAUGUCAAAUUCAUUUGCAGAGAGUGGCCAACAAUAGCAGAGCUCAUACCACCAGCCUUCAGUUUUCCUUGCAGGCCAACGUUCACAUGCCUGUGCUGGUUUGGUUAUACACCAAUCCUGUCGGGCUUACCAGACGUGGACUGCAAACAACUUUAUGUCCAUUAUCAAGAUCAAAAUACUGACAGACUGCUCUUCUUUGUUUACUAGAGGCUAUCUGUCAUCUGGUUUGUUUACAUCCAGUCUACUCUCACUUAACAGUUAAAUCCCUAUGCUUUUGCUUUAUACAUAUGAUCCAGUGAUGCAUGAGUAACACAAUACUUGAUUGACUGUACAUAACUCUCUGAAACUCUCUUAAGUAGUUAUUGUUGGCCUUACGGUUAAAUUUAAUGCCUCACGUAGGCUAUAGUCCUCCUCAGUGUGGUUGCUGGUUCAUCACCUAGCUCUAAAGGUCCUUACACAUCGGGGCUGACGUGAAUAUAGAACGCAAAAUUACGAAAUAUUUGGAGGAGAAUUUUGACACACCUGAUACACAUUAAGCCUGAUGCGAUUUUGCGACUUUCCGGGGGGAAAAAGACGCAUCCCGAGGACGACUUUUCCUGGGGAAAGUCCCACCUCCUUCGCCUCUGAUUGGCUAGAAAAGCUGGAAACGUCAUCACACGCUCAAGCCAGUCAGAACUUAUAGCCAGUAGGAGGCGAUAAGACAAGUACAUGGAACUAUGGCAACAACCGUUAGCUUACGUUAGAACAGAUGAACGUUAAAACAAAGAUGUUUAGCAAACUGUUAAAGCACACAAAACAUCAUCAUGUCAGAAAUCCGAUGCUAUGACUCUCCAGAAGUUGUCCUUCAGGUCGUUAUCUUUGUGAUGUUUGUGUAAACGAUCAUAAAUAAUCAGCCGGUCAGCCAUGUUGGAUAUACCGGUGAAUCUGACGUCGCAACAACACAGUAAAUAAAUCAUUGUCUUUCUUGGUGCUUUUUCUGUAGAGUGUUGGGGGCUGUGAGCUGAGCUGCUGUGAACCUUUGCUCACUGGAUGAUUCAGAAUUGUCGAAUUAUAUGGGCAUAAACAAUGGGACUGAAGCACUAGUCAGCUGGCAGGACUUUGAAUCUGAGCUGUUUGCUGGCAUUCAUGGAAAACCACAGUAUAAUAACUUUUUACAGGAAAACAAGAUUUGUGUGAGCUGAUUUGUCAGUUGUAUUUUGGGAUUACUAAAAGAGGAGGGAAAAACAGUCAGUGCCAAAUUAGCUUGAAUGUCUAGUUCUGAGUUUAUCAGUGGGGUUUUAUUUGAAGAAAGUUUAUCUCAUCUGACAAAUAUUCAUUACAUAUUUUUUCUCAGACACUAAUAAUAAAUACUUCUGAGUUGACAGAGGGCCAAAUGUUCAACAUGCUCAGGGGCCAAAGCCACCAGCAGACUCAGAGAAAAGUAAAGUACUGAGACAGUAAAAUGCUGUUUUCAUGUCUGCCAGUUUCCAUGGCAGUUCGUGGGCCGAAACAGGCACAACUGUUGCGCUGUGGCUCGUUCUGUACUUCCUGAGCUGAAACACCACAGGGGAACAAUGUUGCAGUGCAUGCGUGCCAUCGUGAUGUGACAGACCUGCUCUCAUGUUGAUAGUAUCACUUCGACUCCCUGUUUCAGGAAGGAUUUAACUUCAUCAUACUAUUGGGGAGGGCAGUUGGAGUUUCCACAGGUUUUACCCUUAUUGUUCUUACUGUUAAUGUUGGUGGCAGUUAAGCUAUAAAGGAACCACACUUACAGUCCCUCAUUGUUUGUGCCACCAACAAUGAUGCAGAACCCCUUCUCAUGGCUGUUCUGCUUUUAUUUCCCCAAUUGAUACUAUGUAGUGUUGUAAACUUUCCACUAUUAGAAACCACCUCUGCCGCCCCCCCUUUUGUUUAAAGAGGAGAUCUCAUCUGUCACUGGAGCUCAUUGGACCAGCUGAGAACAGUGAGUCAGUUUUGUCGAUAAGCCGACAGGAAAACAACAGCCCAUGUGGAGGAAUAAGAUAGCACUGCCAACGUUUCCAGGAGUGCUCUCAACCAAAUGUUAGGGUUUUUUUUCCAGAUAAAUGGUUUGCAUUCUUUCAUUUUAUUUUCUCUCAAAACAUGCGGAAGAAGACAAAAGCCCAGACAAAAGCCCCACACGUGUGAGCUGCAAUGUUCGGACUUGUCAGGUGAAUUAUUUGAAGGUCAAGUCCUCAUAAAAGUAGAAGAGACCCUCUUUUUUAGGUGUAUAUUUUGUUAAAAAAAUACACUAAAAUUGACAUAGUCCUGUAAAUCCAAGCUCAUCCAUGAUAAGGUUUUUUUCUGCCAUACAUACCUGUGGGAGCUCUUUAGAUGACCAACUUUGGAUACGAGUCUACCUCAUCUCAUUUCACUAAAAGCACUUCUGUCACUAUCUUUAAAACAGCAUCCUGGUAAAGAGUAACAACUUAUUAGACCACCUAACUAAAAAUGACCGUAACAGCUCUAUCUAGAUGUGUCAUGGUCUGUCUAGGCAAUGGGCAAAAGUUUUGAAGAUGUUUUGCUUGUAAAUAAUACUUAGGUAUUAAAAGCACGUCCACAUUAUGGGGUUGCUUUUUUUUUUUUCUCAGUGCCCCAUAUGAGUAAGAUUGCUAAACUUCAAAUAAAAGAGGUCAUGUGGUUUUGUAGUUUUAUCUAGUGCUUGGUGAUAAACCGAAAGAUAACCAAUACUGAAAUGCAGACAAUAAUCAAAGUCAUUUUGCCCAUAUCGGUAUAUUUAGUGUCCAAACAAUAAGUAAAUAAAAGUUGGUUUUGGAUGUGUAGGUAGGCUAUGGUCUCAUGUCCCUUUAAGACGCUGUCCUACGUCAGAGACGUGACUCCACCCCAUCCAGUCCGUAACAAAGAGGGAAAGACAGGUGAGAAGAUGGAGGAUGGUUCAAAAGUUGUAGCAGCUGGAGCAGUGGCUGAAGUAGACAAAGUUAAUGUGGGAGGGGGUGAGCAGCUUGUGGGGUAGUUAUGUCCAUUUAUUGUUAUCGAGGUGAACUGAUCAAUACAUUGUGAUGUUGAUUUGAGGCCAUAUUGUCUAGCCCUAGUUUUAUCCAGUAUGUAUAUCUUAAACUGGAAAACACUACAACUCAGGUGAUCUUAGUUUCACAAAUAAUUUGGGGCUAAAUUUCUGACUUCAAUAAAACCAUAAUGAUAUAAUUUGUCCAGUAACUAGUAUAGUACAGUAACCUAACACAAUAGGAAGGCUAAGGCUGUGAAAAACACAAAUAACAGUGCAAAAAAAAGGGUGUUAUGGAGUGAAAUGAUGAAGACUCAUGAGAAAUUAAUCUUCAUCUCACGUUCUCACGAUUUGGGUUUUGAAAUUGUUGAUCAGAGGCUGUUUUUUUUUUUUUCCCAACUUCAGAAAGUUUGUCAGCCAUGUUGUCAGAGGAAAAGAGCUCAGAUGUGUCUGUGAAACAGCACAGUGGUUAUUUAUUAACCAAUAAUGGACAGAGCCACUGUUGCUCUGCUUUUGACCAGUACUGUUUGUUUACUCCUGCUCAGACAAAAACCCUAAACUAUGUGAUACUAGUUGUUUUUGGAAGUUAAAAAUCACUAUCUGACUACCUUCAAAUCUGUAAAUCAUUUAUCCUACCACUGGUGACAUUUUUGUUUAACAGCUGCAGCUUGUGUGCACAUGCACAGUGCAUGCUUGAGUUGGUCAUUAAGCUCAUUUUGCUAAGCUGACUGUUGCUACAGAGAAGAGAAGCAUCCAGAGACAUUGGGUGUGUGAGUUUUGCACCUCAUGUAAAUACCCAGGAUCAUUGGCAGACCUAAAAAUAUCUGCGACAUUACCAAAACCCACACCCCAGGCUUGUCUGUGACCAAUAUAGCCCCCCGCAGAGGCUUUCAUGCUGCGCUGUGGCUACUAAGAAUAUCACCUUUUUGUCAGAGGGCCUAGACAGGCCUGCUUUAAAUAGCCGACCAGGGCUGUAUUGAACUUGAGACAUUAUGUAAGAGGAUAGAGUGGUGGCUGGAUGCACAGUGGGUCUGUUCCCCCUCAACCAGCUCCAGGCCUAACCUGCAGCUCCCUUCAGCUCCCUGCUGACCCUCUCUCUCUCUCUUUCAGUUGACACAAUUAAUUCUCUUCUUCCCUGACAACGUUUCCUCAGACAAAACCUGGUUAUUUGAAAUCUCCUUGUCUUGUCUCUUUCUGUCCUACUGCCCAAGGCCGGAUGCAGGGAAAUGGGGCGCCUGGUGGUUGUCAAAGGGAAUCCUAUUCUUGGAAAGCCCUGAGUCACUCCUGCUCCUGCAGUCAUGAUCUGAGGGGAAGAGGGGGGGAGUGGGUACAGACAUGGUUGAAAAUGAAGCACAUUCUGUUCAGUCAGACUUACGAUUAAUAUUGACACAAAUCUGUCAGAACUGCAAAGAGAUACCUCGAGUUAAAUGGACGUUAGGCAGCUGAUGAGAGCAUGUUGUUUUUGUUGUAUUUGUUGACAUUCUCCCUCAUAUGGCAACAGCGAUCUAUAAUCCAAAGCUCUGAGUCACAACAGAAAAAAAAAACUGUUCGGUAUCUUUGUGUUUCACUGGCCCAGAAGAAGAAAUGAUUGGACAGCUUACCAGCCUGCCCACCGACCUGCCUACCUGUGUGUAGUGUGUGAGAAAAACCUGUGAUUUGUAAUAACUGUUAUUUUUAUAAGAUAUGUAAGAGUAUGGAUCAGGGAUAUGAUUGUUCUUACAGAUUUUGCAAUAUAAAAUAUCAACUCUUGAGACCCAAGUAGGUAGUUGAUACUAGUUUAUUUUUGCUUUCAGCUCCUCUGGCCUAUUUUAAAAGGACAGCAGUGCCAUAUUAACUGUUUGUGAUGAUUUUCUGCGCUGCUGCAACGACUCCACAUUCAUGUAACUUUGAGAGUUAAGACUUUGUUCGCCGGUAGAUACAUGUGUUUUGAAACAGUGACGGUGUGAGGACAGAUUUUGGCCUGCUUCAGUUAGCUGUCACUGAAGCUCGCACUUUUUUUUUCUUAUGAAUGAUCCUUAAUGAUCAGGGUUUAUACAUUGGCCAAUGCAGAGUCCAUAUUAACUUCUUGAUGUCAAAGGGUGCCAGAUGAAAAAACAAUGUAAAAUACAAUGUAAUUACAAAAUAGGAGCAAAGUGUAGACAAACAUUUGAAAAUGAUGCAGAGAACUCAUAAAUUGGUGCAGGAAAUAAUUCUUUGAUGUUUCUUUAUAAGGGAGGAUGCUGACUUAGUUUUUGUUCCAUGUGCUGUGUUUCUACAAAGGUCAGCUGAAACCAGAUCGACAUUAUUAGACAGAGAGGGCUUUGGAUGUAGAUAUUACUACUCUUAAGGUCCUUACACACCGAAUAUAGAACACGAAAUUACGAAAUAUUCGGAGAUUUUUGACGCACCUGACUAUAAGUUAAGAAAGUUAAAACAAAGACGUUUAGCAAACUGUUAAAGCACACAAACCACAAGUUGUCCUUCAGGUCAUUAUCUCUGUAAUGUUUGUGUCUGUUAUCAAAAAGCACUCUGUUCUCUGACACAUAAACAAUCAGCCGGUCGGACAUGUUGAAUAUACCAGUGAAUCUGACGUUGCAACAACACGAAAUCUGAUCGGUCAGAAGUGGACACACAGAAUGCAAAACUUUAGAAAAAUUGACCAUGAUCUGAAAAAAUAAAUGCCGCAACAUCACAUGACAGGAAAAUGUUGCUGAUGUGAACGCUUGUAUUGACAGGAUAUGAGUUCGAAAAAAAAUAUUGACGUCCGAAAUAAUCGCUCGUAAAAAAACGGUCCCUCUGUGAAAGGACCUUUCGACUUAAUCUUUACCUUAACCUUUAUAUAUAGUUUUCAACCGCUUGCAGGUAAUUUUGGCUGUAUGUUUUAAAUGUAUACCUCAAACAGUAUCUCAAAGGCUGCCUCUGAAAAAAAUGUGCCAGUUUCUCUAAAUUUGCUCACUCCAGGACCGAAUUACAUGCUGGAUAUAAUAUUUGAGAUGCUUAGAAUAACACCAGAGUUGACUGUUGCAAUAACAAAUCUCUGUGGUUUUGGAACUGUGGAUUUGUGUACUUUUGCAAUCUUUCAGCAGAUUACUUAGUGUUUGAAAAACGGGUGAUUAGCACUACCCAAAAUAUGAAGAUAAAUAUUUAGGAUAAUUGGAUUUUGUUAAAUGUUUCUUUUGUACAUUAUUUGCCCACAGACACAUUCAAAUCUCCUUUAUUCAUUUGUUAACUUAAGUGUUGCAUCAAGGUUCAAAAUGACAUUAGGAAGUACAUUAGGGAUUUUUGAAAUGGCCUUUCAAAACCUUGGAAUGUUCAUAUCUAAGCCAUGUUAAAAUGACCAUUAAGUAUAAUACAUGUAAGUAAAUUAAGAGUUUCUGGUUGUGAGGCAGAGUUGUAACUAUUUAAAAAAGAGAGUAGCAGUUUGAAAAGGAUUUCUUUGUUAGUGGACUUCUGCAUGCUCUGUGGGUUAAUUUCACAAUUAAAAAUGAAUUUUGAAAGGGCGCCUUCCAGCCAUAUGUGGCCAAUCAACAUGUGAACACUGGAUAAAAUGUGUGUAUUUUACUUUGAAAAUACAUCAACUGCUCUGGUUGUUAACAGUAUUUUAGUGCAGCUGGUGAAUAUGACUUUAGAACAGUUCUCUUUAUCUCGCUGGUUCCUAAUAACCAAGUCUGUUUCCACAAGCUCUUUAUGACUGGUGGCCUUGUAGUAAAUCAUUAAUCACAGCAACUCACUCAAUGAGAAAGGGCAACUACAUUUUGUACUGUGCUUAGACACAAACAGCCCGAUGACAACGUAAUAGUUCACUGAAGUAAAAGGUUCUGUGGAAAACCUAGCAAGAUUUCUGCAGGGAGGAUUACAUAAGUGGCAUUUCAAAGACUGAGUCUCAUAAUUAAGAAUAAAUGUCUCAUUUGAUCAGCUUUUUAUGUAAAGGACAAUACUGGAGUCACAAACCAAAUCAGACUGUAGGUCUUCUCUGUGGAGACAUUGCAUUCAACUGUGCACAGAACUAGUCCUAUAUGUCAGUAGUUUUGUUAAUGUAAGUUGACUUGAAUCCCUCAGUGGAAAACACAAACAAACAAAACAAAUAGAAAAAAGUCACUGUGUCUGGUCUACUCUAUGAUUUCAGUGUUGAGCAGUAGGCUGCUUUGCUUCAGGAGUGUUGUUUGAUCCAUUUGUUGAUUUUCAACUUCCCUUUUUAUUUUAAUAAAGGACAAAAGCAGAAAAUGAGAAGUUGACUCUGUUCUCUGGUUGUAUCUGCAUCGACGUUUACUCCCAGUGAUAAACAUGUUCGUACUGCAGCUAAAGCUUGGACUAAACCUGUGUGACAAAUCAGUAACUCUGGGGACAAGGAGAGUGACCAUGUUUGAUUGUUUAUUUGACUAAACCAGCACACAUUCUCACCAGUAAGAUGGUCUGUCUGUCAUGAGAUUGGGUGCAAAUAUUCAUGGUCUUCAGAGGAUGCACCAAAUGCCUUUAUUGACUUGUGAGUUCCUACCGCACCAGUGUUAAAUUAAAGUGUCAUUUCAGCUACAUCAUCUGGUCAAAAGUAGAUUUUUUGUCAGUAUAACAGCGUCAUUGUAAAGGCUGUAGUUUCUCAUUGUUAAGGUCCUUACACACCGGGGCCAACACAAUACAGAAUGCGAAAUUGCAAAAUAUUGUAAUAUAUAAAUAAUAAGCCCAAUGCGAUUUUGCGACUUUCUGGGGGGAAAAAGACGCAUCCCGGGUGGAAGCGAGAAGACUGACACAACAGCAGACUGACUGUUUUUUAGUUCUGAUUAGACACUAGUGUUGAGAUGGCUGUCUGUCAUGAUAGCAUGUACUGAGUCGGGGCCAGUACCAGAUAAACACAUGAAACUAUAAUCCAUAAACGUAAGGUAUCAACCGAGAUCUAAUGGCGCUGUGACAGCAAUGUGAUUGAGUUUGAAACAGUGAAAAUACAUAUGGUAUGUUGUAUCUGAACAGGUUAGCUUACAAGCUAAAGUUACUUAGCACAGAUAAAAGUUAAAACAAAAACGUUUAGCAAACUGUUAAAGCACACAAACCAUCGUCAUAUGAGAAAUCCGACGCUAUGACUCUCCACAAGUUGUCCUUCAGGUUGAUAUCUUUGUAAUAUGUGUGUGUCUUUUUUCAAAAAGCACUCUGUUCUCCGACACAUAAACAAUCAGCCGGUCGGCCAUGUUGGAUAUACCGGUGAGUCAGACGUCACAACAACACACAAUCUGAUUGGUCAGAAGUGGAUACACAGUAAGCGAAACUUUAGAAAAAUCGACCAUUAUCUGAAAAAAUAAAUGCAGCAAUAUCACAGGACAGGAAAACAUUGCUGAUGUGAACGCUUGUAUUGACAGGAUACGGGUUCGAAAAAAGUACUGACGUCUGAAAUAAUCGCACGAAAUAAACGGUCCCGUUGUGAAAGGACCUUUAUUCUUCAGGUGUGUAUGGCCAAACAGUGUGUACAAAGUAUCUGUCAUCUUGUGAUAUCCUGUAAAAAAAUCCUGUUCAAUCUUUUUGGUCUUUACUGGCAGCACUUGAAUGAUGUAAAAAGUGUUCCAAAUCGAGCUGUGCCUGUACCCUGUAAGAGCUGUUGAAUUUCGAGGUCAUUGUCAGGCCAUUAAAAGUUACUCUGCUGUCAGACUUUUGUUCCCUGCAUUUAUUUUCCAGCUCAUCUGCAAAGCUCUGUAACCUAGCACUGGAUAAUUAAUAGCUCUAAUGGCAUACAGCUGAAUUGGCUGGAUCUGGGGGUUUAGCCUCGUGAAGGCUAACUAUGAUCCAGUGUAACUACGCCAUGCACGAUUAGGUGUAAUCUCCAGGCACAAGCAACACAGCUGUUGCAUUUAGCCUCCGACCAGAUAGCAGGGACCUUGUCGCUCUUGGAGAUUCUGGCACCCUGAUGCAGCCCUGGCCUGGCCUGGUCUGUGUUACAGCCAGAGAAAGCUCUGUUAGCUUUAGGAUCACAGAGAGGGCUUUGGAGUUGGGCCAUCUGAUAGCUGUUGUCCUCUUUGGGUACGAGAAGGGGGGAGAACGAGGUUGAGGUGGCGGGGAGGAGCGCAGAGGGUGGCUGGGCCAGUCUGUCAGAGCCUGUCACAUUCAUCUGAGGUGGGAAAGGCGGGUCGACUGAUAGCACUGACGGGCACUGGUAUCAGGCCUGCUCACGCUCAUCCAAAUCCAAGAUUAAAAGGCCCCCGCCUCCUCGCUCGCUCACUCACUCACUCGCUCUCCCUCCUGCUCUCUCUCUCUCUCCUUAACACUCUUACAAAGCACCCCCCGUCGUUUCUCUCACUGUCUCGGUCUUACUCUAUCUAACCCAGUAACACUUUUACAAGCAAUCCCCCCCUCUCUCUCCCUUUCGUCUCUAUAUCUCCCUCACUCCCUCCCGCCCUCUCUUGUGUAACUGUGCCCAGUGCUGGAUUACUAAGCUCUGAGGCUGCUGAAGCAAGGGGCUGUGGCAGGCUUCGACCAGAAUGGUGAGGUAGGGCAGAAAUGUUAACAUUCAAACUUUGGCGUCUUUUCUGCUUUUCCACAAACCCUCACACUUUAUAACUCAUCCUCCUCUUUCUGUAAAUAUUCCCUUUUUAUUCUGUCUUAUUUUGCUUAAUCUUAUAUGCAGAGCAGGGCUGAGGAUAACAAGUGAACUCCUGAGUGAGGACAUGUGGAGUGUGUGUGUAUACAGUAAUCUCUCAAGUGCAUUAAUAUUUGUGUGUGCGUGUGGCUGUUCAAGGAUGCUUGGUUACUAAAGGGUUAGGACUGCACUGUGGUUGGUAAGACGGGUAAAAUUAAUAGUGUGUGUGGUGUCGAGGGGAAAGUGCCAUUCUGGCUCUAGCUGCCUGUCAACCGCACAGGUAAACCAUUUCGCAGGAGCUGUUGCUACCGCCGUUUUGUGAUUGAAAUGUUAGUCUAGUAUUUCAGCCUGCCAGUCCACUCCCAUUGUUCUGAAAAAUUUCGAGUGGCAGCAGUGCUGUGAUGAGGGAUUAAAUAUGGAUUAGUGACAUAAGGCAUUUUUUGCUCCACUGUUAUUAUUCUGUAUGAAUCUGUAUGGGAUUAAAAGACAGUACAAUGAGUAAUCUGACCAGCGGCUGACACACAUGACCUGUCGUUGGCUCUUCAGUACAGUAACCUAAAUGCGUUGUCAGUUUGAGUUUUUUUAAAGCCUAUGACAAGUGAAAACAAAUCUGUCAAAGACAAAGAACGUAUUUUUUUUUCUUUUACAUAAAAUGGGGUCUGUAGUAAACUGCAGGAAUACCCUGUAAUACCAGAUGUGCAGUUUUAGGCAUUCCCGCGAUUAGACGUGGCCUACUGUCAAUUUUUUUUUUUUUUUUUUGAGGCUUCAGUAAUUUGGACAGCAGAUGCUACAAGUGUAGACUGGAAAUGUUAGCUCAGUACAGCAGGGGUAGAGAUGUAGCACAGAAGAGUCAGACAAGGGUAAAGGGAGUAGACCAGGCACCGCGUGAUGAGGCAGUUGACCCAGGAGACAAUGGCAAAAAAACUGAAGCUGAAGUCAAACUAAGCUCUCGAGGGAUACUCCGCUUUACUUGAAUGCAAAAACAUGAGUAUCAGUGAUUCUCUGAUGUGGUAAGUUCUCAGUUCAUGGCGAUUAAAAGUCUGUUUUUCAUGGAAGACGUUAUUGUAGUCACAUCUUGAAAGAUAAACUCAAGUACGUGGAACUUUUGAAAUUUUUUUUUUACAAAGGUUAAAUGUUUGUAAAAUUUGAAAAUAGAUUUUUAUCCAUUUUGUUAAAUUUCAUAUGAUGACAUUAGUCCAAGCAAAAAGUCUUUCCUUAACUGGCUGCUGGUUCUGUCCAUAGCUUACAAGUUUUAGCAGCUUCUGAUGAAACAACAUUUUUUUUCUGUGACUUUGUUUUUGCAUGAAAAUAUAUUAGUGUAUGAAAACUGACCUCCUGCAUGCAGCAGGGGGAGUUGUUCUUUAAUGUCCUGUUCAGAUUUUUCUUAAAUAAAAUCUGUAAUGGCUGCAGCAGUCACAUUUUGCUGUGGUAAGCCAAGGACUGGAUAAUCUAUGUUUGUUAACUAUGGUAGAGCCGGACAACGUUUGUGGUGUCGAAGGCUAUGAAACUUGUUCUUGUGGCAUUAAAGGCCAGUGAUUUAAAGAUAGUGUUGUUCACAAAAUCAUGUCUCAGUUAUAUAACAUUAAAAUCUUGACAAAAUGCCAUCAAAUACAAAGAAAUAAUAAUUUAGACACUCUGGGAUCUUAUCUUAUCCUGUCUUUGUUUAAAAGACAAACAAACCAGGACACUCACACCCACUCAUAGUUUCUGUUGAUGAAAAUGAGGAUUGAAAUCUUGAGUAAUUUUGAAUCAACGUGUUUUGUCGCUAUAUAUUUUGAAUAUAUAUAUAUUUUUUUUACACAGCAGAACCCACUGUUCAUUAUGUGGGUUGUUUAAAACAUUUUAAAAUAAAUAAAUAAAUACAUUUAAAAAAAGAUACAAAUGGUUAUUUCUGACACAUGUCUGUUGAAAUGUCCCUAAUGGUCAAAUAACAAAUAUUAUCAAAGUAAUGUUUAUGUUUUCUAAAAUGUACAAAAACUUAAAACACUAUGUUGAUACCAGUAUUAAUGAUACCAGGUUAGGACCUGGUAUUUUUAAGGUUAUAAGGGUUCAAGGUUAAAUGUAUAUUUAGAUUGCUGUAGUACAUAGUUAUGAAAGCCUGUUCAAGUUACUUCAAGUUUUUCAGAGGGUAAAAUUAAAAAAAGUUAAAUGCAGUUUAUUUACCAUAAGAUCUAAAAACCAGCAGAACAAACAUCAAAAGAUAAAGAUAAAAAAAGCUAAGUAAUUACCAUGAACUAUGUAUGCAUGCUAUACUUGUAAAUAGUGCUGGGCGAUAAAACGAUAAUAUAUUGAAAUUUAAUUAUCCUCAUUAUCGUCAUAAAACAUGUUCGAUAUGCUUUUUCGAUAGUCGGCAUUAAAAAGGAGAGAAGGGCGUUCUCCAGGAUUUAGCUGGGUUUAGAGUGGUAAGGUGUAUGCUGUGUGUCCCCGUUAAAAGACACAGAUACAGAUGUCCAGUUUAGUGGUGGAUUUAUUUGACUGUGGUUCUGCAGAUGAAGGUACAAAACAACAAUCAGCACAGCUCACACCAUACAUUACAUGAACAUUGAGUAGCAUGAGAUAGCAUUAGCCAUAUUCACAGUAAAAAAAAAUACCUUAAUACAAUAUCCAACUUAGACAGUGAAACAUCAUAAAACUCACUUCUGGCAUUUACACACAAUAAACCCAACAUGUGAGGGUGAAUAUUGGGUAAAACAGAUAAGAGGAAAUUUACAAACUAUCCUCUGCUGCAUGAAGAGGAAAACGAAACUUUCGCAGCUGCAGCAUCUCUCACACAGGUGCUGUGCGUUCGAGCGUAGGACAAAUGAAAACUCACAGUAAAACACAAUAUAACUGAACAGUAUUGCAAAUGCAAAAGGUUACAAACCCCUGAGGGGAGUUAGGAGCCCUGUGCAGCCAAAACAGCAGACCAUUCAGUCCUCUUUCUCUAUGCAACGCCUUACGACAAAACGUCAGAGACACAAAGACCUCACGGAUGCAGUAGCUUAUUGUACUGCAAAAGACACGCUACAAAUAGCACUGUUUUCAUUUUUUUAGAUCGUUUUAUAUUGACUGAUAUGUAAAAAAUAUGUAUAAACUUUUUCCCAUAUUCCCAGCCCUACCUGUAAAAGUAAAAAAAUAUUGAUUGCAUGUAUCAAAAUUUUUCAUUCAAAUGUACUUGUUUUUGAAUUUCAUAUCCAAGGUAAUUGAUCAAUGAAUGAAGUCCCUUUUAAAGAUCCAAAGCUUUUUUUUUUUUAGGGUUCCUGCUAAACCUACUUUGAUAGAAAACACACUCAUAAGUCAAGGAGGGUAAUGUGGAUACGCAAUGCUAAUAGUUUAAUGACUCCAGCUUAUGGACAAUAUUUCUUCUCUUGCGAUCUGUCUCUUGUUCUCUGCCUUCCUCUCUGUCUCUUUCACACAGCAGUAGGUUUGAUAAACAACCCCCAAAGUAAAGAGUGAUUAAAAGGUAUAGCUUUGUUCACAUUUAAUAAUUAUAAAAUACAGUUGAGCCCAGGCCUGUGUGCCCUUUCAUGAGCUGACUUUGAUAUUUUCAAGUUUAUGGUCUUUAUCUGUAUCAAACUUGUGAGGAGAGAUGGGGCUGAUAGCAGCAACUCACACAACAAACACGUAGCAAACACACAGCCUGUGUGAAGAUCAGUGCAGCACAAGCUACAGCUGUCACGCAGACAACAUGCUGCUAUGUGAAGCGGGCCUUAAGGACAAGAUACUGUGCGAUUUUGGGAUAAUACUUAAAACUUUCCACCAAGUAAUUUCCUGUAUGUCUACAAAUCUGUCUCAAGCUCAACCGCCCAUCCUCACUGCCAGACUUUGAGAUACGUUUCUAAUGUCAAAGAGAGGGCAAUGUCUCUGACAUGUUUUAAUGACUAAUCCCCAUUGUAAUCGGUUAUUUGUAAAGUUCCUCCUAUAAUCUGCUCCCUCAGUCUGUGGGCUGGGAGAAAGCACAGCAUAUCGGGUUUGCCCCCCUCCCCCUCAGUGAGGAUAAGAGGGUCAGGUGCAGUCUGGGUCAGAUGUCUGGUCUGUUCUGUAGUGAUACUUCUAUGGCAAGCUGUUCUACCCGAGGUUUUCUGCUUUUGAGUUACUUCAAUCAGUCACAACUGUGUGUUUAUACGAGCUGGACUGAUAUUUGUGUUUAGUUUAAGUAGAUUUGGAGAUUUUAUCUAAUACUAGACCAGUCCUGAUGUUAACAACCAACAGUAGAAAAUAAUUCAUGAGUAAAAUGGGUACAUUUACUGUAGUACAAUGUGUUGAUCACGUUGCAGUAUAUGUCAUCUGUUAUCUUCUUCUAACUGAACCACAUAUAAACCAACUUUUGAGAAGUUUGCAGUCACUAAGUAAAUUUAAAUAAAUGUCAAAGUUCAUUUGAUUUGAACAGUUAAAGGGAAAUUCCACUUCCUUUUAGCUUGGGCCUGUAUUUGUCUUGUUUUGUGUCCUACUGACUAAAAGGUACAAAAUGUUUUGGAAUUGCCUCGAGUCUGUCCUAAUGGCUGCAGCAUUACCCCUGCCUGCAGGCAAAUGUGGCCGGUAGAAGUAGGUCCACUUAGCUGCUUGUUUUUACCACUGACAUCCCCUGAAAAAGGAUCCCUGCAUCUCUCCUAAACAGACCUUUUAGCAAAGGUAAGAUCCUUUUUGUCCAAGCGGAAACAGCUGUGAGAUUGCCCCCUUCAAAGACAUUACAAUCUGCAAUAGCAACGAAAUCAUUUUACCCCUCAGAACACUGGAUUCUUUGUCAAAUGCAAACUCAAUCUGUUACUUUGUUAUCUUGAUUAAGGUGAUUCAUAUAGCUUGUUCAGAUCCAAUAACACGAAUAUCUUAUCGUUUUAGGAAACAGUUAGCUAGAAGCUCCUGUGUUCUGCAAGAUAAAAGUACUAUCUGGUGUCUUUGAAAGGAGCAAUAUAAUCUCUGUUAGAAAACAAAUCAUCCUCUCAAACAAAAACGGUUACUUUCUAUUGGAUCACAUUCUGUGUAGGGGUGUGAAGUUUAGAUGGUACGAUUAUGGUCUGAGUAAUAAUUACGGUUUCUCGAUUAUUAUGAUUAUUAUGCAUUCAUCAAUUCCACAACAUCAAUACUGCAUAACUUCACACGUUUAUUCUUUAAAAAUAAGGUGUAUUGUUUAUAGUAACUUUUUUGGAUCAGAAGUAACACAGUAAUAAUAUUGUACAAAAUACCUCACCAGCUAAAUGUUUUAGGAGGUUUCUUGCCACAAAUGCAAUGUGAAUUGGUGGGGGGGCAGUGCUGGGUGGUGAUCCUAUACAGCAUUAAGUUUUGCAGACAGGUGGCCUUAUGUCUUCUUGAAUAAUUCCUUGUUUUUAUUUGUUUUUCAUAGUAAAAACUCGAUAAAUCGGUGAUCAUACAUAUCAGUAAGACAAAGAGCUGACGGGCUCAGCUUAACGUGUUCUCAGAGUCACUUGGUGCUGACUCAAAAUGCACACUAUCAAUGAUAAAGUUUCCAGCACUAUCAAUAAAGUCAAAAACUUUUAUUGUAAAGAUUAACAGCAGCCACUGUUAAUCCUUAUUAUUAAGGUUUUGGACUUCUCUGUGAGUGCUGACACCGUUUUUGUUUAUUAUAGAUCAGUUGUUCUCAAUCCAGUGCUCGAGGCCCACUGUCCUGCAUGUUUUGGAUGUUUCCCUGCUUCAGCACACCUGAUUCAAAUGAUUAGCUUGUUAUUAAACGAUUACAGAGCUUGAUAACGAGCUGAUCAUUUGAAUCAGGUGUGUUGGAGCAGGGAAACAUCCAAAACAUGCAGGACAGUGGGCCUAGAGUACUGGACUUGAGAACCAGUGUUAUAGAUCAUUCUCAUCACACAUCACAGGAGCUUUUUGUCCUCAAAGGACACCGUCACUUCACUGAUAGGAGGGGAGUAUUUUAGUCUGGAAUAUUCCCAUUUCUACACACUGUAUCUUCCAUUAUUAUUAACUAGGGCUGCAGCUACCUAAUAUUUCAAUAACUGAGUAUUCUACCCAAUAUUCUAUCAAAUAUCGAGUAAUCUGAUAAAACUUUUUUUUUUUUUGUUUAAGUGCAAUUAUUAAUAUACAAGAGAAAAUUAGAUAUUUAAUUUAAAACAAUUGUUUCCUUUUCUAGAACAAGGAAAGCGGAACAAGCGUGUGCGUUAGCGGAUUGCAAUGUUCGUGAGAAAGCUAAUUAGGGUAUUAACUUUCAUCAUGUCCCUGAAGCCAUUAGUGUCUUAGAGCUGAAUAACUCUGAUGUUACCCGCUGCUUCUACUACAUCGGCAAUAUUAGGCUGCAAGCUAGCGUGAAGAGGAGUGUCCAGAGCAGCGCUGUCUCCGCCCACAACUCAAAGGCGAAUUGCUAAUGAGCUACAGGAGUUCUGCAGAAGAAAAGCCCCUCUCAUUAUUCAUUUUUUCCGCUCCACAAAACCAAAACCGCUCUUACUACUCCUUCUACUGUGGUGACGUAAGCAUGUUGUGCCACCUUGAAAAUAAUUAGUGCGAAACAGUUACGAUUUAAGCUUAUAAAGGAGUACUCGAGGCAGAGAAAAUUCCUCGAUCAUUAGACACUUAAAAAUUUCAAUCUGAGCCCAUCACUAAAAAAACAAGCAAUUUGAGUGGAAACUCUUUAAAGCAGUACCUUCGACCGGAUCGAUUACGUUUUGCCAUUACAGUCUCUAAUGCUGCAUCUAGCUAGUGCAGGCUUACUUUAAAUGUUUUUGUUUUUGUGUACUCGUUUGGCAUCUGAAAAUAAGAUUUGGGUCUCAGAUGUUGAAACUGGCCUGUAUGUCUAAGAUCAGAAAUUAACGGUAACUCUGACAGUAGAUAAGAGGUACGAUAUCUUGUUGCAUGCUGAAAGUGUUUAUGCUUUAGGGGUUUUACGAGGUUUUGUAGAAAGUUAUAAAUAGAACUGUGUUACAUACCAGACAGUGAGAUCUAGACCAGCAGUGACCACAACACUAUUCUAGUUUGUAUUCGCCACUCUGAGGUGACACAAGAUCUGCUGAGCUGACACAUGAGUCUUAUUUUUAUCUUACUGUCAUGAGUCUGUGUCAUCUAGUACACAGAAACAGAAACGCCUAAAUGCUCAACCUCUGUCGAAGCCUUCAGAUAUUAUCUACUCAGCAUGGGUUUCAUGAAGGUUCUCUUGUGUCACCCCCUGCCUGUUUUCCAUUGGGUAAUAUUCAUCAAUAAUAAGCCUUUGUACUGUCCCGAGCUGGCUUUGAAGAGCUAUGAUUUAAGACAUGAAAUGUAGGAUUUCCAUGACUCAUUUAGUCUGUAUGACAGUGUUUCAAAGUCUUUUUUUAAUCUGCUUGUUGAAUCACUGACAUUUAAUAGCAUUUUUCUUGUAGUCAAAGGCUGCUAGAAGAGUACUUUUAAUAUUCUCUCGUUUAUCAAUGUAGAAAUAAAUGUUUUAUUUCAAUUCGUCAAAGAAUAAAAACAGAAUUAAUACAUGGAUGAAUUUCCGCUGUUAGAAAUGCUAACUAAUCACUCAGAAAGUAUUUUGAAUUGCAAAUCACUAAUGCAGUUAUAGAAAACAGCCCAGGACUUUCCCUAUGGGAAAAGUUAAUGCUUUUUUUAUUAUUAUUGUGAAUUAGUCUGAUCCAUAGUUCAAAAUAUUUAACUGAUAUUUUGCAGCAGUGUUCUUUAACCCUACUAUGUUGUUGGAAACCUGUCUCUGACCCCCUAAAACUAAAAAGUGCUACUGUUGGAACAAAGUAGGUCAAGACAGAUCAUAAUAUUAAGUGAAACCUUUCUCUCAGAGCAGGCGCCCCGUGUACAGAGGCUACAAUUCUAAUUGUUCUAGUCCUAGGAUUAAUUCCCUAUCCUGAUUAGAUCUGAUGCAUGUUAUUCUCUUUUUCCUCAUUUUUGUUGCUCUCAAGCUGUCUGAUUAAAGAUUAGCAAAAAAUGAAUGAAUUAAUAGGUAAUACAGUGUUUCCCACAGGACGGGAAUCUGUCUGUGGUGGUGUGGGAUUUGGGGUGCAGGGGGGGCAAAUGAAUCAGCUGUGUGAUCGCAGAUGUGAACUCGCUAAUGCUAAUACUCAGUGUGCUAGCCUCGCAGUGUAGCGCCGCAUAUACUGACACAUACUAAAUCGAAGGUAGCACCCUGUGAAAAAAAUCCUAAUUUUUAAGGUGUGGCGGCUUUUAUGUUGUCGUGGCGGUGCGCCAUGAUCAAUUACAUGUAGGGGAAACCCUGUAAUACCUAUUUGUGAAAACAAUUUUAAACAACCUGUAAAAAUAACACAAUCAUAGCCCUUAACUAUCACAUUCUUUGUAUUCCCACUGAAAGGCAACACACCACUGACUAUAUACUGUCUCAGUAUUUAAGUCAGUCAAACCCCAUUCCUUGACACACAAAUGGGGCCCUGGAGCUAAUGGUGCGCUGGAUUAGCCAGCAGUGGCACACAGUAGUUAGGGAGGUUUAACCCAAUGAUCCCUGCUUAAACAUGAGCUCUUAAUCCACACAGCUGACAUUCAGCCAUUCACUUGAAUACUGCUGUAUAACCUACUCUCUGCUUCCUCCAGAUAAGCAAAGUCCUUCACGUAUAAAGUACAGUUUUUUCUCUCCAUCUACUAAUAAAAGUGCACAGAUGCACUGGGUUUAUGCCUCGUGAGUCGUGAAUGUUUAUGAAUAAUGAUUAUGGCUUGGUUUGGAUAAGUAGCAGUGACAAACACUCCAGUGAAAGCGCUCUUUCCAGAUAGCGGGUCAACCUACCUGAGAAGCUGUUGGAUAAAUAUUUGCAAUAGAGGAAGUAACAUGUAAUCAUUAGCUUUGGCACAGCAGUACUGUAAACUUUUAUGUCCUUUCUUUUUAAACCAGGGUGCGACAGGAGGACAUACAGUUUGUGUUCAAUAAUUUAUAUCAGGAAACAAACAGGUGGUGCUGCUUUAUGGUCACAAACUGUCUGUGGGAAUAAAUCUCGAAGACAAAGGGCAUUAAUUGAUGAAAUAUACAUUAAGUUUGAGCCUUCUUUCACUUUGCCCUAAAUCUGCAGCAAUUUGCCUACACCUCUAUUUUUUCAGCAAUUUUAUGUAAAUUACAAAUCUAGUCAUUUUGAACCACUCAGCUGUAUUCAAGUUCUAUAGGUUCAUAAAAAAGUAAGUACCAUAGCUCUCUAUUGUCACCCCAAUUUGGAGCACCAAGGUGGAAGAAGCUCAGAGGUUGACUUCAGAUGUUAUACAGUUGUACCAUUGGUGGUGCAGAUGCGGUUGCAGUUACGCAAACUGAACAUUUUUAAUAAGUAUCUUUGUGGCUCGAUGCCAAGUAAAUACAACAUCAUGGAAAGCUUUGUUUAGAUAUUUCAAUGGAAUUGUGUUAGCCUCUCCGUGUAUUUCCAAAUGCAUAAAGAUGUUACAGAGUUGCAACAGAUCCACUGAAGCAUUGUAAAGUUUCAUUCUGCAAAACAUCUUGAACAACUUUUUCUGUGAGGGGUAAAAUCCUGGAACUCACUUUAUUGAAAAGAGAGCUUUAAAAAAAGCUACCAAAACAGAGUGAAGAAUUUUUCCAUGCUGUACCCAGUUUACAGUCUCUGGAUGAUACGCAAAUUAAUACUUGAAAAGAAUGGCUGUUUUCAGUUUGCCAUUGUAUAUUAUAUCUGUCCCUAACAAGUAAACCUUAAAUUAGUGAACUGUAACCAUUUUGAAAUUCACUGGGACGACUUCUUAUUACUCAAGAGAGAAAGCUGAGCACAGGGACCCUAAUUCUGAUUUUCUAGCAGUCCAGCUUUGAUCAGAAACUGAAGGUCUGCACAGUUGACAAACACCUCUGACUCAGUGAAUAACAGAUCCCCGAGUCUGAACACUAAGCUUUGACCUGUUAAUGAAGUCUAUGCUUCUGAGCUGCUCUGACUGAACCGUGAUUAGACUGGAAGCCGAGACUUUUUUAAGCCCCGCUGACAUGGGGGUUAACAUGAGCCUAUGGGUCCUGUCUGCACUUGCAUGUCUGUGUUCUAGGUUUGUAUUUACAUGGUUUUUGUUUGCUCUGUGCUUUCCCCUCUGUAUUUCUUUCCCUCUCAGUCUAGAAAGAAUCUAACAUCAAAAGUUUUGACGGCAUUAUUGCUGCACUUUCAGGGCAUUUGUCACCAUAUAGUAACAAAGUCAUUUAAAAAAAGCUCAGUGUAUGGAAAUUUUAGAAAUUUGUAUGAUAAAGUGUCCAUCGACAUUGAAAGAGAGAAAAGUAGGUCCAGAUUAAGUAGAUAAGUAGGUGGAUGGACAAAUUUUGUGCUUAUAAAGUGAGUAGUAGCACUCCUAUAGGUCUGCACACUAAGAGGGGAGGUCCCUCAAAAUGGACUGUGAAUACUAAUUGCUCCUCAAAUUGCUCAUUUGCUCUUUCUAUCCUCAGAGUUUAAGUCCUCAAACAAUUUGCUCAUGUUUUGUGUCUGAUUGUGGCGAUAAGCUGUCAGCAUCUCCACUCUCUGCUGCAAUAAGCUCGGCUUCAGGCUUUCAUCCCCAUUGGGCUGUAAACUGCACAUGUGCGUGAAAAUUAAGCCUCUUAUCAAUGUAUUGUGGAAUUGGCUCAUGACAAAAGGGGUGAUACAAAUUUCCUCAUGUAUAACAAAGCUGGAGCAAGCCAGCAGGAGCAGCUCAUCUGGGAAAAAAGAGAAAAAAUAAUUCUUCUCCAGCAUCAUGUGGUUAAAUGCGUCUGUAUGCGCGAGGGCUGAGCAUUAGACAUUAUUUUUAUUCUAAUAGUAGUAAAGAUAACAGACUAAAUGUAUGUAUGGAUCACUAUUUGCACAUUCAGAAGUAGAGUUAUUGGUAUGGAAUUGUGGUUGCAGAAGCUGCAACUCCCUGUGAAUCAGGCCAUGAGAUAUAGAGCAGAGUUACUACAUCUGAAAUAUUGCUUGUCAUUAUUAUUCUAUUUCUGUCUGUAAGAACCUACAGGACAUCGUUUUUUAAGUUGUGUUUUAGGGCAUUUUUGCCAAGAGUAAAGAGCAAGGGUUGACAUGCUGCAAAGGGUCGUGGCUGAGAGUCAGACCAUUAAACAUUGUAUGAGGUUAGCUUAAACUGUAUGGGGUUAGCGUAGACUGCUAGGCUGCUAGGACCCCACAGGAUAUUCUCAACGUUGGAUUUGACAAACUGAGUUGAGAUCAGGGAAAAUUUAGUGUCAAGGCCUUUUGUGUGUCUAUAAGAAAGGAUGCUGGACACUGAUGGGUUACACCUGAUCAAUGUUCUUCUAAAAGGGAUGCAGCAGUGAUCUUGAGGUUUAACAGGCAAUUUCCCCCUUUUUUACAGGUGGUUCCACCCUAACAUCACCGGAUUCGAGGCAGAGCAGCUCCUGUUGACGCGGGGCGUCCACGGUAGUUUCCUGGCCCGACCCAGCAAGAGCAACCCGGGGGAUUUUACCCUGUCUGUGAGGUGAGUCCUCACCUCCACCCUCUCUCUCUGUUUCCAUGUUGAUCUUGUUUUCCCUCCAUUAGCUUUUCUCUUUAACUUCACUGUUUUCACCGGUUCAAAGUUCAGUCCUGAGAACAAACAAAGCUGUUGCUGUUUUACUUUGAGAGACUUAACAGAUGAUUGAAAAGACAAGUGGGUCAACCUGGAAAAUGAUCACUGUAAUAUUUACAAUAUAUUUAAGUUACAUUUUAAAUAUGAUGCCACUUUUUUGUUUUAAGGAUAGGAUUCUCAAUGGGCUUUUCUGAUUUCCUGGCACAGAUCUCCACCCUUUCCAAAACAGUGUCUCUUUCGUGCUGUUUUGGCAAACAAAACAUAUCUAGUGAUACAAUGAUGGGGCUGCCAGCACAGUAUUUUAUUGUGGGAACCCUAACAUGCUUUAAGGUUUUUCUUGUUGAGUGACAUGCUACUUUAUAGAUCUUAUGAGCAGAAAUAUCAAGAGUUACUCUCAUUAUUUAACAUGUGGAGUGUACUGCUGUCCGUCAACGCUCUAAAAACUAUUGAGUAAUCAUGAAUUUACUCCGUUUCAGUCUGAGAAUAAGCAGUGACUGUGCUGGUUUGACUAAAGUGGGAUGUUUACCCAUCAGAAGAACUCAAGGUCUAUCCUGAGGCAGAGCAAAUGACGAACAUCCAGACAAUAAACUAGUAACAAACAUUUUCUCUUUGCUUGGAUAAGUGGCAUUUAAACAGAAGUUGUUUUGUGUGAUUGUUUCUAGGAAAGUGUUGGAUAACUGGUUUGGAUUUUAUGAGAUCAGAUAACACGACACAAACAGCUCUGAAAAUCCUUAGUUUUGGGGUAAUGGGGUAGAGCUGAGGUGAGUCAGAGAAGUGCACUAGAUUGUAACACCCUGAGAAACCACAGUAAUACCCUAAAGCAAAGUUCACUUGAUCUCUUUAAUGAAAUUUCUAGUAAGAAGGGCUCAGCAUGACAUGCUGCGGUGCUCACAGGGAGCACAGAACAAACCAAGAAAGAAGAGGAGAGAGUUUAUAGAGUGGCUUUUCCUUGGCAACGGAAGCUUUUAAGAGAUACAUCAGUCGGCCAAGCGCCUGGAACAAGGCCCAAACACAUUUGUUACUGUGUGACUGCAGCUGAAGCUGGCAUGUUUGCAUGGGGAUAUAGAGGCCGUGUGUGUGAGAGAGAGAUAUUGAAGGAAAAAAAAACUUGGGCAGGAAAAGGAAACAGUCAAGUAAGACAUGCAGUAGCUUUGAAAUAAUAUUAAGAGUGGGGGACCUGUUUAGGGUUUGACCUUCACUCACUAAGGUUAAUGUGUGUGUGUGUGUGUGUGUGUGUGUGUGUGUGUGUGUGUGUGUGUGUGUGUGUGUGUGUGUAAAUGUGGCUCUGCUCUGUCAUAAAUCACACCCCUCACAGGAGGAGUGGUGGGGGUUAGUUGUAGCUACAGUUUGUACAGUUUGUGGUCUCGACAGACUUAAACACACGUACACACAUUGAAGUGGGUGUGCAGAGGCUCAGCACCUGCUAGAGAAGGUAGGUCACAUUGACCAGAGAGAAAGAGGGAGGAACUGAGCUCUUGUGGUGGGGGACUGAAACUCGAAAGGAAAGAUAAGCAGUUGACUUUCUCUUACAAAAAAAGUUUGGUUACUUCUCUCAGGAGCCAGAAUACAAACAUGUAAACAAAGGGGACAGUUAUAAAAAAAACAGAGAAAGUUAAGAAACUGUGAUUUAUCAUAUUAGUAACCAGACAGCAAAAUUUGACCGGUGACAGCUACAGAGGCUAUACAUUUGGGCUUGCACUGACAGUUACAGUCAAUAUUAAUUUUAGUUACAUAGUAAUGUGUACUUAACCAUUCAAAAAAAGACAAAACCCUUUGUGGUUGAAAGGGAUGGCAUGAUAACUUUUACUAAAUUAACAGUUAAAGCCGCCGGCUUACAAGCCCCCUCAACACUGUCAAUUCCAACUGAAGUGUGGAAACACCAAAACGUUUUAUUUUCGUAAAAUCCUAACAUAACGACCUGAAGUUAUGUUUGAAGCAGCCUUCCAGAUACAAUGUUUGUUCAAGCAAAGAAACAAAGAAGAAACUGAAAGUUGGGCUUUUCUACAAUUAUUCAUAGUCACCCUAGCCAUCAGAAUUCAUAGUGAUUACUUGAGCUGUAUCGUUUUGUUUUUGAUUAAAACAUGCAGCCUUCAGACCUUACGAUGGAAACUAAAGAGCAUUAUCAAAGCAUAUAUCUUCAAUAUCAGUUGUCAGAUUUUGUGAUCAUUUUUGUCAUAUUUGCAGAGUCCUGUGUUAGAGCUGGGUGAUAUGGCCUCAAAUCAAUACCAUGAUAUAUUGAGCAGUUCACCUCGAUAACGAUAAAUGGACGAUAACUACUCCACAAGCUGCUCACCCCCUCCCACAUUAACUCUAUCUACUUCAGCUGCUGCUCCAGCUGCUACAACUUUUGAUCUGCCCUCCAUCUCCUCACCUGUCUUUCCCUCUUUGUUACGGACUGGAUGGGGUGGAGUCAUGUCUAAGACGUAGGACAGCGUCUUAAAGGGACAUGAGACCAUAGCCUACCUACACACAUCCAACACCAACUUUUAUUUCUUUAUUUAUUUGACACCGAAUAUAUUGACAUGGGCAAAAUAACGUCGACUAUUGUUGUAAAUUUUGGUAGCAGUAGCUUUUCGGUUUAUCACGCAGCCCUAUCCUGUGUGCUGUAUUCAAGAAGCAGAUAGGCGCUUGCUAACAUCAGUUGCUUUCCAUUACCUCACUCGCUUUAUUACAUGUUUCAUUAACUUGAUUUUAGAGAAUCAUUUGAAUUCUCAAAAAGGAGUAAAAAGAGACCUCCAUUUUUCAAACUUAAUAAAGUACUACAAAGAAACAUCAUACACAACGUCACAACAUUUCUGACCAUAGACUGUAUCUAAAAAUGGAUGCUACAAGUGUUCACGAGUCUGUAAGGUCAAAUGAGAAAAUUAUCCUGUCUCUCAUGAAAGAGAGUCACCAAAACCUGCGCUCAUUUUUGAUUUUGCUCACCAUCUUGAGGGCAUGUGCAGUAUGAAAAAUGUAAAAAAUGUAGGUUCUUAAUUUGACUGAUUACACUGAGCUUAACAAAGUCUGUCUGGUGUCGAAAAUAUUGGAACCAAGUAAAGAUAAAUAACUAAUUAUCCUUUAUCAGCAGGAGCUAUUCUUAGCUAGCAUCAUGCUACCUAACACAGUCUUCAUUUCUUGUCUAACACACACACAUACACACUCAUGCACACAGACACACAGAGUGUCUUAUCAGAGCAGAGGCUAAUUAGCCAGUCAUUAGCUAGGUUUCAUCUUACCCAGGCCCUUAUCAGCAGGAAAGUUAAAGGAUAUGUUCAGAUUGUAAUGGACGCUGAGGGAGUCUGUUGCUCUCUCUCUGUCUCUCUCUCUCUCUGUCUUAUCUCCCUCUCUCUCGCUCUCCUCCUCUUAUCUCACACACCUCUCCUCUCUUCAGUGCAGCAGGAGGCGAACAGCAGAAGCAGUGGUCGAACUGAUCUGCAGCUCUGAAGCCGGAGCUGUUAACGAGCGCUUUUUGAGGAUUUUGAAAAUUGUAAUCAAUUCAGAGUUUCACAAAGCUCAAAGAAAGAGAGAGAGAAAAGUUUGAAGCAGAGAAAGUUUUGUCCUAAUUUACAGUCCAACCCCAUAAGGAGAGCAGUCCGGUCAAGUUCUCAUUUUUUAUGCUCUUUAUAAACUCUAAAGACCCUGAGGAGGAAUUUUUGAGGGCAAUCUUGAGAGAGAAUUUUGCGGGGCAAAUUAGCACUGAGAGGAAUGGAUUUUCAGGUCCAUGCAAGCCAGAGUUUACUCAGAUGAGUUUCCUUUGCAACCAGGCUAUCCUGUCAAGUGGAGAAAAAAAAAAACAUUCAAGUCAAUCUAUGAAUGUUUAAUGUAUUUGAAUUAUAAUUAUCUCUGAGCUUUCAAAUGGAGCUCUAAGUGAAGUUUCUUUCUCCUGCUGCAUUAACAAAAGUUAGCUUUGUCUUUACGCGGCCCAUUAACAUCCUCAGCUAAGAGAAGCAGGAGUCGUGCUUCCAUCUGCAUUUUACAUGCACACAGCAAUCAGGUCUAAGUAUUGAUGCUGAAGCUGUCUUUAAUUCAGUUAAUUCAGUAAAUGAACAUCAACAACCUUUUUCCAUGAUGUUGAUGAGACAGUGACAACAUAAAAACAAAGCACUUAUAAAAAUAUACAUUUUCAUAACUCAAAGAAGACAGAACUCAAAUGUCAGUAGAGAACCUCCUGAUACUGAAAGUCUACUUUCCGCCACAGUGUGUUUACUUCAUCAGUACAAAUACAAGUUAUACAGUCUUGCAACAGGCUGAAUGAGCUGAGGGAUUCUCACUGUCAUUAAUGAUUUGUUCCUUUUGUACAUCAGUGACAAAGCCACAACCAGCUGCUGGCGGUGUUGCCACUUAAAUAUUAAAAAAUUGCUGUUUUUAUGGGCCUCCUUCUAUUCUGGUUUAAGGAUGUGUUAUUUCAUAAAAUAUUCAACAGUUUUGAUCAAUUCUGAAUCAUUUAAGUUGACAAUGCGGCUCAAAACUCUUUAAAAUGAUUGUUUAUCCAUUACCUGUCAUCACAGGCAGAGUUGAGGACUAUAUAAGAGCAAUACAGCCUUUUUUAUUGUUGCACUUCAUGUGAAGUGCAAGAAACGAAACACAGCCAAGGAGGCCAAAGACAUAAUGUUUUGUUCCAAGAUCAUGCCACUUUAUGACCACUUUUAUCUGUGCAGCGUACUUUCCUGUCCUGUCCUUAGUCAAUCAGCAGGGAUACAGCAGUAGCUUUGCGUUGUGGGAAAGUCUAAGCUAAGUUAUUCAGGAAUUGUUGAUAUUGUACAUGUCACAGUAUAAUGAGAAUGAAAUGCAUUACAUGUUAAUGCUUCGUAUGGCUUUAAUACAGUGGCGGCUGCUGGUCUUUCAAUGAGGGGAAGCUCAUUUUUCUGGCCUACAUCAUAAUUGUAUUUGUUUAUUAGUAUGUAACAGAACAGAGUCGCCAAACACAACGGCAGUCGUUUUUAAUAAAGACAGAAGUCGCUGAGGAUCGGUAAAGUCUCCGGAGCAGUUAAGAACAACGGAAUGAAUGACUUGGAAAAUGCUCUGGUAGAUGUUUUAUUCUUCAAGAUCGCUGAUUCGCUUGUUUAGCUGUCAAUCAAAAAAGGAUUUCGCCUCAGACAGCUCAUCCAAUCAUGGAUGCAGAAGCUUGGAGUCCGGGAGAAAGUCGGGACCGCCCUCUCGCCAUAGAACUCCAGUGAAGCUAAGCUUCCGAUGGGCGGGACAAAGCCCAGCAUUUAUCCAAUGAGCGUCUAGUUUCGCUGCUGGAACAACCCACUUUUAACUUCCAGAUUGAAGUCAGCAGAAGCCCAGCGUCCGGCUGUUUAAAGCGCUGAGGCGCUGCGAGGAUGAAUGAGAACGAAGUUAUGCCGGUAACCUGUAAUUAUCAGCUUCUUAUCACAGUGUCUGAACAAAAGAUGAAGGCUUUCUAGUGCAUAUUUAGUUAAUGAAAUGUACACACAGCAGUACGUAUUUCACCACUUUUUCUUUUUUUUGGGGGGUGACAUUUAAAGGGAAGCCGAGCUUCCCUUGCAGUCUUAGAGCAAUCGCCACUGCUUUAAUACCAGGUUGAUUAGCCAAGUAGACGAAUUUAAAGAGAGAAACAGUUGUGAUGACUUUCUAUUUUGACCAAAGCUAGACAUAAUAUUUGUAGGUGUCAUUGAGAAGAAUUUGUCUAAAACUAUAAAGGAUUAAAACAAGCCGUCAAAACUAAUUCUGGCCCAUCCUUAAAGGUAUUGACAAAUCAUAUGAACUUUCCUCCUUUUAGAACCAAAGUAUUAAAAGAGGUGAAAAAUGUAUUGUUGGAUGAGUGACCUGAAUGUGGUAUAAGAAGAUUUUUCAGUGGUGUCUUGCUGUAAGACUAUUUCUUGGAAUAGCCUAAAGGUGAGGCAUGCUAUAAUUCAAGAAUUUAGGGAUCUGUACAUGUUCAUUUAUGUGUAUCUCUCAUCAAUAAAUGAUUCUCUUGUCUUGUGUCUGUACACUUGAUUUUACCAGGAUUUUGGAUGCUGCAAAAUUAGCCAUUUUAGAGAAAAACAUGCUGCUAUCCAGAUAAUAUCUUUGCAUAUUUAGUUCUUUUUACAAGAUGAUGCAGCUCAGUGUCCUUUUCCAAACAUUUAGAAAUGUAUUGCUGGCAUCAAAUUAAAAUAAGCAAGUAUGAGCGCGAGUGGUUGUCUGUCUCUCUGCGUGGUCCUGCAAUUGUCUGGCGACCAAUUCAGGUUGUACACCGCCUCUCGCCCAAUGACAGCUGGGAUAGGCUCCAGCCCACCUGCGACCCUGAAAGGGAUAAGAGGUAUAGAAGAUGAAUGAAUAUUUUAUAAAAUAAUGAAGUGUUCCAGUUUUGGCAUUUGGUUGUUGCCUUUGUACCAUGUUCAUUGAUUCAUAAACUUUGAUUAACUUGCAAACCAUCAAAUUCAAUUUUUUCACCAACAUUUUGCUCAUCUGUCUUUGAAGUAGUGGUCAUCAAUAUCCUGUUUUUCUCUCUUUUUUCUGAUAAACAACCAUGUUUAAAUUUUACUUCAAGAAACAAAAAUUGUUUCUUGAAAAUAAACCUUUUUUUCCAUCUUAAAAGCACAAAAGAUUCUCCCAUAAUCUCUGUUUUUCAUUAAGUUAGUUAUUUAAAGACAACCUAAGUGUCUUUGGUUCUCUUUUGAAGUAAAUAGAAAGAUUUGUCUUUAUUACAGUGUGUAUAUAUCAAAAAGGACUGGCUAAGUCAAAGUGUUUGAGAAUUUCAUCUUAUCUUAAUGACAUUUCUUACUCUCUCUCAAAAUCAAAGGGCAAAAUGAAACAAAAGAAUUACAGUAAUUAAUCUUUCAUGCAUCCAAAUAUAGCCUGUUAUCAGAGCGAGCUGGAUGGUCAUUAGGACAAACUUUUGAUGGCUCUCUGUAGUCUUUCUGCACAGAAGCCAGUAAUAUUUGUGCAGAAGCCUGUAAGAGGGUGUGUUCAGCUCAUCCCACUGUUAGCAGUGUUAAACCCCAAGAGAAAAGGGGGUUUUGGCCCGAGAAUCAAGGAGGGCCCUUUAACAGGGCCAAAGACCUGUGGCACCCAGCCAACAGCCUCUAUUAGAGCCAUAAAGCAAUUACCAGGAAAUACUGAGAGAGAGGGAUGGAGGGGAAAAAGAGAGAGGGAUGGAUAAUCGGACAAGAAUGAAGGGAGGAUUUAUAGUAUGUUGAGUGCAAGGAUGGGAAGAAUAGAGAAAAAGGAAUGUGAAAUCAGCCAGGACAGCAAGAAAAGUGAUGGGGGAAAUAGGAUUUGUGCCAUUUGAUACGGCCAUUAGCUAGUAAUCAGUUUGCAGAGGGAGAGAGAGGGAGAGGAGGGGAAUUAGGAGAAAGAGAGAGACAGUCAGAAGAGGAAGACAGACAGAUGGAGAGAGAGAGAUUUGUAUCUCAAACCGAAAAUCAGACUGCUGCACUGACUGCCUGACCAACUCCCCUGUGGUCCUUAAAACUCAGUAGUAAGUUUGUGUGUGUCAUCUUUAAUACGUUUACAGGGCGUUUUGUUUAUUUCUGCCAGAGAAACAUGUCAGACAAAGUCACUGGAGAUGGAAGAUGGAAAAACAAGUGGAUUUAGCGCCCAAGCUGUUCAGCUGCUUCUCCACUUGCUUGCAGACAGAGUUGAACUGGGUGUUUUAGAGCCUCUGUGCGCAUGUGUGCUGUGUGUGUGUGUGUGUGUGUGUGUGUGUGUGUGUGUGUGUGUGUGUGUGUGUGUGUGUGUGUGUGUGUGUGUGUGUGUGUGUGUGUGUGUGUGUGUGUGUGUGUGUGUGUGUGUGUGUGUGUGUGUGUGUGUGUGUGUGUGUGUGUGUGUGGAUUCAGCCUCAUGUGCACAUAUUCGAAAAAAAAAAACAGUAAGGGGACUUUGAAUAUGCAAAGUGGUACCAAAUGUUUUCUGGCUUAUCAGUCUUUGAGCUGGGCAGCUGCGUGCGCUCUGUUGUACUGUUCUGCAAUCACAAUGCAGCUUCCCCCCAAAUGCAUUAGAUAUAAAAACUACAGAGAAUUAAAGAAGGGAUGAUCCCUUGUGAAGAGAUUUAUGUUUGUUUGCUUAUGGAAGUGAAAGUGAAAAACGCUGUCUGAUAAAAUUCCUCAGUGUUUUCAAAUCACUGUGGGCCUCUGCAGCUUCUUGCAAUUUUCUUUGCUGCACUGGGUUGCGCCUUACUUUUUUUUAGUGUAGACAAAAAGAAAAGUUAAAGAUGUUUGGGAUUAUUCACUUAGUACUCAGAGCUAUGUGUAAUGAUUAAAAUAUCCCUGUGAUGCAAACAAACUCAUUGUGUUACAGACCAAAUGAAGAAGGUUUGUGUUAGAAAAUAUCAGUUGGAUGAGACAAAAAAUGUCACCAGGACAACAGGCUGGUAAAAAAAAAAAAAAGUCUUAAUAUGGAAACAGAUGGCCUGAUAAGCUGGAACAGUUCUGUGUACAUGCAAUACUCUAUGAGUAAGUGUGGGCGACAAAGUGUGUACAGUCUUGAAUUAAGCAUGAACAUACACCGUAUGAAUACGCGUGUGGGUGGCUGUUGGUGUUUGCAGCUUAAAUAUCUGCUGAGUGCAACAUUUAAGCGAAAAUGAUCAAAAGGGAAAUGCAAAACUGCUUGUUGAUGUUUAGAGGAAGAUUUUGAUAUUUAAGUGAUAUUAUUUCCUCUUUGUGUUUUUCACUCUCAGACGGUACGAUGAGGUGACCCACAUUAAGAUCCAGAACUCAGGGGACUACUACGACUUGUAUGGAGGUGAGAAGUUUGCCACGCUGGCCGAGCUAGUGCAGUAUUACACCGAGCAACAGGAUCUCCUGCGUGAGAGAAACGGCCAUGUCAUCGAGCUCAAGUACCCACUCAACUGCAAGGACCCCACCUCUGAAAGGUGCACACCAAGUCAUUCUCCAUACCCAUGCAUACAAAUGAGCUCACAUUAGCAUACAGCCAAACACAACGUAGAUAACUAUAGGCAGACAGGCACAGAAGUUUAGCUCAGGUUAGCCACGUAUAUUGCUAAACUCAUUAAAAGUGCAUGAAAGUUUCUCUCUGGACCACAAGUUAUUUUUAUUCUUCCAGCGUCAGGGCUGUCAGACUGUUAAGCCUCAUCCUGCAGUGAGAAGCAGCUAAACCACCUGGGAAUGUUAUUAGUCUAGAUUUCUCUUCAGCUACAGGAUCCUGUUGUGGGCUCUAUGCUGUUUUUGUAGCAUUUUUCACCCUGUAUUAACUCCUUAGAAUUUCUUGAAUUUAAUUCGGACCAUGAAAUUGUGACACAUAAUACUAUGCAUUAAAGUUUUGCGUCAUCAUGAUGCUUUUCCAGCAUAUUCAAGCAAAAGGGGCCAGGCUGACAUCAGUGUUGAGUUACACUCUUGCAGGGGAUAGCCACCUAUGUCAGAGCAGAUGUGUACUUUGGGAGUUAUUAGUUUGUCUUACCACAAAUUAAGAUUUCAAAUGAUUCAUUUUCAUUGGCAUCAAAUUUCAGCCGAGUCACAAAUGGUUACAAACUUUUGUAGCAGUCAACAAGUAAUGUCCCCAUUAGCUUCUUUGUCAGAAAUCCCAGUCCAAUUCUUAUUAUUGAAUACAUGCCAAUACAAGCCCUAACCUGAUAUGUUUCCAUUAUUAAUAGAGCUACAGACCCACACAAAUAGCUGCAACCAAAAUAUUGCCUGAGUUUGUUCUGUUUAACUUAGUACCAGUAGCCUUGCUGUGCACCUCACCUAUGAAAUCAAAACUUGGGAAUGGUCUGAUUGUCUGAAGCAGUAAAUUCUUUUUUUCUCCUGGUGUCUAUCUUUCUUUUAUAAACCCAGAGUUUACUACAGAUCUGCUUUGUUCCAUAAACAAUACCUGCUUUUUGACUAUUUUGUGGAUAAGUCACCACUGCUUUUGUCUUCUUCUCUGAUUUGUCUGUCAUUCACUCACAGCAACUUUUGUUUAAAAUCAAACAUGUUCACAGCCUGGGUGGGGGGGUAUGCAUUACAAAGAGUAAUGCAUAGUUUAACAUAACUGAGAGUGUGUUGGUGCCAACUUAGAGUUGGGUUACAGUCGUUUACGGUCUGCUUCAGUUCUUCCUCUUCAUCUUUGUCUCGGGUUAACCAAAAGUUUGGUCUCAGAAGUGAAGGUUUUUGUAGUUGAAGUACACUCAUGGUGUACCUUAUAAGCUUUUUAUAAGCUUUAGAUAUUUUGAUCCUAUUUAACAUAAAGAUAGCAAAGAUUACAUCAGAUUAUAUCGUUCAAAAGCACUUGGUAUUGAAAAGAAUUGAGGUUUGAAAAUGUGGAGCUUUUAUUUGAAAAGAAAUCAACACAAAAAUAUGUACAGUUUGUGUUCCAGCCUCAGUUUCCAGCAGAAUCUGUGAGAAUAUGUAUUCUGAAGACACUGAAUUAUAAUCCAACCAUAUAUCAGCCGCAAGUCCUCUGCGAAAUAAAAUGGCAACAGAAAAACAAUCAGCCUUUAGUUCACUAUGUACCAGUGCUUGUGUUUACUCGUUCUAAUUGUAGGGAGGAAACAUUAUUCAGUACGUACACACUCCCACUCAUUAAAUUUAGACUCACUUCAUAUCCACAUGCAUAAAUAUUGGUCUAUUUGCAAAUACGACUUCAAACAAGCCUAGUGGGUGGUGCUGCUGUUUUUGUUUAUGUGCAGCAAGUAUCUACAGGCUAACGCUCUCCAGGGAGUACAUACAGGUUUGAAACAGACAUACACUUUAUCCCACCUACACAGCUCAUUGAAAUGGGAGACUAAAGCCUCUGCCAGGAAUCCAUGUGUGCACUCACACAUAUACAGGAAGCUUUUUGGAAAGGUACAUGUUUAUAUUUAUUUCCUCGUGUAAAUAAUCUCUUUCCAGCUGUGGUCGGUAUCGUCUCUUGCUAAUCUUAUUAUGUACACCUCCUUAUUCUACACAUCCUCUCAGUCUGAUGUGUAUAUCUCUGUUUUUGUUUAGGUUGAAGAGAAACUCGUGAUCUUUGGUUUUGGCUUAUGUGGUUUUUCCAUUCUACAUAUACGUCUCUUGUUAAAACCUCCCACACACUUGUCCUCACCACACAGGAAAAAAAAAAAACAACAACACACACACAUGCAGGUUUUUCAUCCUCACAUCAGCAACUGAGUGCAGACACUUUAUUCUUGUGUAGGAGUCUGUGCUCACAAUGUAACAGUACAUAUAGAUAGACAUUAUGUAAACCCCACACUUACGAUCUGGGCCUCUUUCCCUCAAGGGAGGAAGCAUAUUGUCAGUCCUCCUCCUCAGUUUGUCAAGUUUCAGUCUCAACUCGUAACUUGUCUCAUUAAUUCUUCUACCUAGAAACAGCAUGUAGCAGGAAGCUGAGCUUCUCCAUUUUUUUGUAAUAUAACAAGACAGUGACACAGCCGGUCUGAUUGAAUUAAUACUCACUUAUAUGGGAAAAAGUUGGCUGUGAAAACAGAAAGUUUGCAGUAAAUACAAUUUUAAGUAACAAAGAACCCUUCAAACUGGGAGUAGAUUCACUGAGGAAAUUGUUGCAUUUUUUGAGACACAAAGAUGGAUUUUUAAGCUUAUUUUCUAAAUAUACAAGAAAUAUUUACAGACUACCACCAGCUACUCUUUUGAAAAUGGCUUUAAAUGUAGGACUCAGUGUACACCCUACAACCAAUAAGUGAGAAAAUUAUGUCCAGAUACAGAAAUAAGAUUUCUGAUGGUCCUGAAAUGAGACUACACGCCCUUGAAUUUACAGAGGAAUUUCUUAACCUUGAAAGACAUAGUCUGACUGAAUCUACUUUUACUAGACAUGGAAUUUAUUGGCGUGAAUCUUUGCCACAUGAAGUACAAGUCCAAUUUCAACUUUGAGAUGUCACAAAAUUACCCAAAAGACUCAUAGUGUGUUCCAUAAAUAGAAUAAAAAUAACUUCACAAAAAGAAUAACUAUUUAUCUUCGAAGGCAAAUUCAAUAAAUUAAAUAAUGUCUUCGUACUGAAUGUCCAUCUCAAAAUGAUGUUAGUGCUGUGAUUUAAGGUUGACAAUAAAACCUAAGGUAGUUUUGCUUCUUAUGAGUCCUCAAAAUGUGAAAAGAUAUAAAGAAUGAAAUGUUUGAAAUAACUAAUUCUGAUAUCUUAGAGCUGUUUUGUUUUUGUAAGCCUUAAUUAACAGUUUCAAAAAUACGUCAUGUCUUGUUUCAAGAUAAGCUGUUUACAUGUUAAAACCUUAGUAACAAAUAGAUCCAUCAAAUGAAUACUUUGCUAGCAGUGUUUAAUCCCAGAAUAUCAAUAAUUGGGCAAGAAACGGCUUCAGUGAAAUGAGUGUUGUGAUCCUGAGUUUGGAUUUUACAUUCAAAUAAAUGCUGCACUGAUAUACCAGUGUGGUCUGAAAUCAUGACUGAGAGGUGUUUUUUCACAGGCUUAUGUGGAUACUUACACUCCAGAGUAAUGCUCUGUUGGCAUCAGUCUGAUUAUUUGCACCUGUAUGUUUGGUUCGCAGCUUAAGUUGAAAGUACUUGAGUAAUAUUUGAACUCUGCUGGACACAGAGUACGUACUACUUCUGUCUUUUCAAUUUGGCUGACAGAGAGUUUUUCAACAAGUGAAAUGUGUAUUUUAAAAGGACAGUGGUGUUGUUAUUUUUCCCCACAGUAACAGCAGUAAGCAGCUCAUCUAUAAUGUACCAAAAGAGGUUAAAAAUAAUAAUAAUGUGUUAAUUUCUCAUCUUAAUGUUUUUGCAACUUACAUGUUAACACUGGCAGCCUAGGUGAGAGUAUCCUUUCUAAGAAGUGACAAGCUUAAAGAAAGGGAAGUGCUUUAAGCUCUGAAAGAAAAACAGUCUUAUCUGAUAACUUUUCAUGAGCAGGUCUUGCGUACUGCAUAUUUAACGGGUCUUUUUUGUUUUAACUUGAUGUUUACAUUAAAAAAAUUUGACCCUGAAUGUCCAGAACAUCACAUUGAGACAGUCUGUUGAUAAAUUGUCUCCCUCUUUCUCAGGUGGUACCACGGGCAUCUGUCGGGGCGAGAUGCAGAGAAACUGCUCACAGAGAAAGGCAAAGCAGGUAGCUUUCUGGUACGGGAAAGCCAGAGUAAACCGGGCGACUUUGUGCUCUCUGUUCUCACCAAUGAGGAGAAACACGAGAACGUGGAUCGGAGGACCAAAGUCACCCAUGUUAUGAUACGCUACCAGGUGAGGAUACUCAGACAGUGCCUUUGGAAAUGGAAAAGCAGAGGUUUAUAAUCGCCUGUAAUUUUCCUCAGUUUACUGCUGAUGCUUUGAGUUAGAUUAUUUGAAAAUUGUAAAACAGAUCAUGAGUUUUUUUUUCUGAACCAUUAAGACUCACCACAGCAGCUGUUGCUCUCGUUAAAGUGUUUAUGUUUAUGUCUCCAGCAGGACGGUAAAUACGAUGUGGGCGGUGGUGAGAGGUUUGACACUCUCGCUGACCUAGUUGAUCAUUACAAGAAGAACCCCAUGGUGGAGAAAAGUGGCAUUGUUGUGCACCUUAAACAGGUAAGGCAAAACAUGCUGGCUUCUUUCAACUAUGGCCAUUUCGACUUAAAAUAACUUGGUAUGACACAUUGACUAUUAUUCCUCCUGUCUUACAGCCCUUUAAUGCCACAAGGAUAAAUGCAGCCAACAUUGAGAACCGGGUACGAGAGCUCAACAAAGUAGCAGACAACUCAGAGAAACCCAAACAAGGAUUCUGGGAAGAAUUUGAGGUGUGUAGAGUGAACAUUGUCUGUUUCAGAAUCAAAUCUUUGAAACUUUAUUCUUUUUUAAAGACAGAUGAAAACUUAGACCUUAUGAAAGAAAUAAUAUCAGUCAGUUUAAAGGCUCUGAGAUCCAUAUGCAUAAGAUGUAAUCAGAGAAAGUGCUUUUGUAAAUAACUCCUUUGACUGUCAUCUUCACCAGGGAAGCUUUAACUCAUCCAGAUAAAAAUCUAAAUUUCAAAAGCACCUACGCAACACUACCCCAAAUAAACGACCUUUUUGUUUUAACUGCUUGAUUUUCCGAUGAGUAGAGAGACCACAACAUUUUUCUGUAACAGUUAUUUGACACGUAAGUUAACAUUAAAUGUCACCCUGUUGGCCAAUCUUUCCACAGCCCUUCAUAUUCAGCAGUUUCACCUGCAUUUGCGUGGGAUUAUAUCUGUGCUUUUCCAGUUAAUUAUUUUUUGUUUUAUCAGUGAAAUGCAUUCGUGUGGUUUGAACCCAUGAGUAAUGGUGGGUGAUUUUUCUGCCAUAUCCACUCAUGUCCCUGGCUAUCAUCACUUUCAUGCGGCUCUCAAGCCUAUAAAGAGCAGGAUUCCUAUUGUGUCAGUGUAAAUUACAACUCAACUCUAAUGUGUUUUUACUGGUCUGGUACUUGGAUUUUAAACACUACAUUUGCAAACAAGAAAAUCCCACAGUAAAGCAUAAAUGUUUGAUUAGCUGAUCCGAGCCUGCAGUGUUAAUAGAGAACGUGUCCUCAUAUUUAAGUUACUCGCAACAACUUUUGUGUUGAUGUGUGUGUGUGAGAGAGUCUUGAGAUUUAUAAGAUAAAUACUUAAUGCUGUCUGAAUGAGUUACACAAUGUGAGUUGUUGCGUAAUAAACUCGGGGUUACAGUGCUUUUAAGUCAUUACUGGGUUUAUCUGACAUGCUGCAGAUAUGUGCUCUUAUUGCUUCACAUAUUUUGCACCUAAAAUAAAAAAGACAGCCUUCUGAGCCAUGGUUGAUAUAAUGGAAACUUGUUCCAUUCCUGGUAAUGCGCCCUUGGGUGACCCCUACUGUAUUAGAGGCCAAUUACACAGCUUUGUUCACAUCUAGUUUUAAUUCACCAAAAUGUGAUGAACACAUCUCUAAAACUAAAAAAAUGACUUGCUAAAUGACUUUCAAAUCCUACAAUGUUUGUAUCAAUGCUCAUCAUCUUGCUGUAGUUUCCUUUCCAGCCUUUGUUGCUGCUUUUUUUUCUCAUCUUAGUAAAUCUCUGCUGCUGGAUGAUCAUUGAAAUGGGGUCUGACGGUUGUCUCUCGAGCGAGAAACACGAAAAUGGUUCUGCUCAGAGAAGCAGAACUCCGAGUAGAGCUUUCAAACUUACAUGGAAACUUUGUGAUGAAUCAGAACAUUUUAAUCUAAUAUCUGAGGCUGAUUUAAAUAAUUCAUAUCUAAAGGAUACUCUCAGUUAUACAACUUUGAUUCAGUUCAAAACUUCCCGGAACACUUCUGUGUUCAAAUGUCACACCGUCUUUUCAUUGUUUUGUUUUGUUUCUUUUUUCGUUGCUAAUCUAACAGGUACUUCAGCAGCAGGAGUGCAAACUGCUGUAUCCCCGGAAAGAAGGCCAGAAGCCAGAAAACAAGAGUAAAAACAGAUACAAGAAUAUCCUCCCCUGUGAGUGUCUCGCAGCAACCUGUCAUUUCCUGUCUCUCCAACUUCCUGUGGAAAGAAUGACACAAAUAGACAACAGGCCUCCGCCUCAGAGGCAAAGCCGAGCGUGCAGAUUUUUGAUCUGAUAGUUCAGUCUAUUAAUUGACAUUAAAAGAAAACAUCAUGUGUGAUCUCAGGAAACUCUUUUAUUUAUGACUGCUUAACUUCCUUUUUCUUCCAGUUGACACGACUCGAGUUGAAAUCAGGGAAGCAGAUCCAGAAGUUCCUGGUUCAGACUACAUCAAUGCAAACUAUAUCAGAGUGAGUCCAUCCAGAUAUGAUGCCACAUUAACCUGUGUAAAAUGAAAACACAGCAGAAGGAACAAUCAGCCACUGGGUAGGAUGAAAUAACCUCAAGAGAAAACAAUGACAUGUUUUUUUUUCCUUUAUUUCUAAUCUGUAUGUUGAUAAUGAUGAAUUUUUGGUAGGGAAUCCAUUACUGGAAUUACUUAGUUAAUGGUGUUGUGAGAUCAGAGAGUACACUGUAAGUUUUUAUCCCAAUUUUAUAGAUAUAAGAGUCUUGCAUAUUUAUCCCUCAAAAAGCCACAGUUAUUAGGACAUUUGGAUUGGCUGUCCCAGUUGCCACUCUUUCCCCUUCACCUUGGCCCUAUGUUUUGAGGGCCAAGGUGAAGGGGUGAAAACACGCUCCUAAGAAACGAGACGCCACUCGAUUCAUGCUACGUCAUCAUGCCUUGCCAUUUGCAGUGAAUUUGUCACCUGAGUCUGACAUCAGUGUAGCUAUUAAUAGCUAUAGCUUUGUUAGCUUAGGAUUGAAUAUGUGAUAAAAAUGCUUGUGUCGUUGCUAUGAAAAUCAGAUCAAAAUCUUACACCUUGCUUUCAAGUGAGGUCCCAUUUUGCCUUCGUUUCAAGGACUGUGUACCCCUUGCCCUUAGCCCUACCCCUUAACCUUACAGAGAAUUGGGACGCCCCUUCGCUUGACAUGAACGUGCAAAACCGAGGGCUAAGGGGUAAGACAAGAGCUAAGGUGUACAACUGGGAUUGACCCUAAGUCUUUCCUGGACCAGUUUUAGUCGUGAUUUUGGCUCCACCCAAAAGUGUUUUAAUCGUAGCUACUGAAAAACUUCAUGUAAUUAUAUUUAGUAAUUUUGCAUUUUGAACAAAGUAUUUAUCAUCCCUUAGUCUGUGCUUGCAUGAAAAUCAAAAAGCUACUAUGUGACCUAGUGAAUAGUCGAUGCAGUGUAGUGUCUGUUGUUAAUUGAUGAUUGGGACUGCCAAGAAACAGCUGAUUUACUGAAAUUCUUGAGUUUUAAAAAAUGGACAUUACUGUCAAAUACUAUCAGUACUACAGAGGCUAAAGGGAAAAGCAUUAAAAGGCAUUAGGAGAGUGAAGAUGUAGUAUAAAAUACACAGUCACUGGGCCAAGUGAGCUUAAGGGGUAUUCUCAGUGGGAAUCCCAGUUUGGAUGCCCCUCACUGUAAUUACAGAUAUAGAUUUCUAUUAAAUGAUGCACAUCUAAGGAGAUUAACUGGCUUAUUGUUGGUAAACAGGGGAUGAAACGUUUAUCCUACAUACAUCUUCUGUGUUUGAAUGAACUGCCAUGAUGGAAUGAUUCAUAAAAGGUAUUUUUAUGCUGCACAGAGUAUGCAUGAAGAGGGGCGACAUGUGGAGGAGGGUAAAGUCUUCAUCGCUACCCAAGGGUGCCUACAGAACACAGUUAUUGACUUCUGGAAGAUGGUUUAUCAGGAAAACACACAUGUCAUCGUCAUGACCACAAAGGAGGUGGAGCGAGGACGGGUGAGAGAAAACAUGUAAUUCUUGACAAACGUGUGACAGUGUAGUUCAGAACAGGGCGGCUAAAACCCUUCUGCAUGUUAGGUAAACAAAAUGUCUCUGAUUCUCUUUCUGGUUUUUUUUCUUUCUACAAUCUCUCCUAAAUGGUUUAUCCACUCCUGUAGCUCUAACUUUGAGUGGAUUGCUUGUGAUGAAGAUUGAUGAACUGAUGGAUCUUUUGUGAUGGGAAACCAAGAGAAUAUUCAAAACACUCUACAGCUAAAAUGAGCACUGCUUAAAAUCUCAAGUUAAAAUCAAGUUUAUAUGAUGUCCAGGGUGCUUCACCUGUCAUAUGAAGCUUUACAUGAAAACACUGAACAAAUGGCGGGCGGUCAUAUUUUUUGUGUUUAGUUAAGUUUAAACUAAAUCAUCUUAACCUUAACUUAACAUCUUAACUGUGAUACAUGUUUACAAAUCAAAGGUGCUUUUUUUCAGGAAAUUUCCAUCUCAAACAAGAGGAAGUUAAAGGCAAAUAAAAAGUCUCCAUAAAUAUGUCACACAGAAAUGUCUAAAUUCAAAGAUAAAUCAAGGUUUGGACUUUUACAAAUCCCCAAAGCUUUUACUGGAAGUCAGUAUUUUCAUGCUGCGGUUUCAGUUGAAAGACCGUUUUUGAUAGCAUUAGCUGUUUCCAAGAGAGAGGUGUGGCUGUGUGUACGAGGGAUUGUGUGUGUGUGUGUGUGUGUGUGUGUGUGUGUGUGUGUGUGUGUGUGUGUGUGUGUGUGUGUGUGUGUGUGUGUGUGUGUGAGUGUGUGUGUGUGUGUUUCAGGUGUGGGGGUGGAGAGGGAGACGGCUGACUAGGAUAGUAUGACAGUUAAGCUGAUUGGAAAGCUGCUUGAGAUGAGCCGGUUCUUUCGGUUGUCUAAUACUCACCGCCCUCCCCCUCCUCUCCCUCUCUCUCCAUCUCUCUCCCUUUCUGUUUUCUACUGAUUUAGAGCAAGUGUGUCCGUUACUGGCCCGACCUCCACAGCACAAAGGAGUUUGGGAAGGUGCUGGUGAGAAAUGUAGACGAGCGGCCCGCUCAAGAUUACAUCCUGAGAAAGCUGGAGGUGACCCGCAUGGACCGGGUAGGGAAAGCUGUGUACUUAAUCAGAGCUAACCUACUGACCUGGGGUCAGAUAAUCUCCCCCCCACACAUAGCCACAUACACAAUCCCACUGCACAUGUGUUUGCUUAUUGAAGGAUUGACUGUGUGCGUCUAAGGAACAGUAGGAGCAGAUAAGAAAGGAAAAGUGCACAAAGCCUUUUAGGAAUUAUUGCAACAAACCCACAGAAAAUAAAGACCAUAUAAACACAUUUCUCUUGCUGAUGUUGUUGCACAAGUGUGCACAGUCAUUAGCAAUGACUGAUCAUUGUUUUCUGUCACUUUGACAGCAGUCUGAACUGUUUUAAAUGAUCUUUUUGAAAUGUUACGCCACAUUAACAUAUAAAAAUCUGGUGUGUUGAUUUGUAUUUAUUUCACUGAAUGUGUAAAAACCUGACCAAGUUUUUCUCACAAUCCAAGUUGUGAAUUUACAUGAAAUAAGAUUAAAUAGCUGCUCUGCUGUAGUGACUGCACUUUGAGCUUUUAUUUCAUCACUACCUGUGUGGAAUCAAGAUUGUUGAUUUUGAGCUGAUGCCUUCAAAAGGGAUGGUGUUUUUAAUAGAACGUUACUACAGAGGCAUCACAAGGAUAUCAUACAGCCUGACAACAAGCAUUAAACCCUUAAUGUGCAGAGGGAGAUACACCAAUAUUAUCACAUUUUGAAAAUGACAGUGCAAAUGUCAACAGAAUUUUUUAAUCAUCUUAAUUUUGCUUCAACUGCCCUGCAGAGGGAGCCUCUGAGAUACAUCUGGCACUACCAGUACCUGAGCUGGCCUGACCACGGCGUGCCAAAUGAACCGGGUGGAGUCCUCUGGUUCCUGGAAGAAGUCAACCGCACUCAGAGUAGCAUUCCAGACACCGGACCCAUCAUCGUCCACUGCAGGUACAACAGUGAAAACAAGUGCUGCGGAGGAGUUAGCAUCUAAACACAUGAAAGAAUAAAUAAGAAUCUGGUUCCCUGCAAGUUGUCAAACAUAUCCAGUACUUGAAACAAUUGGUUCACAUUUAGAGAUAAGUUUACACUCUCUGUUGGUCAUGAUCUUUUUAUGUUUUUUUUUGGUUGGAGGCAGUUACAGCAUACUUAGACAAACUAAAAAUGCAAGUGUCAUGGUGUUUACGGUGGAUACUAAUUUGUAACACUCACCCAAAGAAAGGCUUGUGUGAAGAAAUGUCGUCUCCUCGAUGUUAACACCUGAAACUACACAUUAAUAUCUAUUUAAAGGAAAUAAAAUUUGCCACUUGGGUACGCUAUUUUUAAAUCUGUGUCCUCAACUAAGUGGUUGUUUUUGCCAAGGAUCUUUUACUAAAUGAACUUUAUUGGCUGUUUUUUUUUUCUAGCAAAAGAUGUCAGUAUGACUGUCAAUGAGAGGCUAGGGACCACACUCAGACCUUAUUAGAUGUUAAAUCCAGAUGUUCAAACAGUCACAGAAAAAGUCUGACCCUGGCUCCAUCAAUCAGUGUGCUGCUGAUAGUUUUAAUGCUAUCAUUGAAGAGUAAAAGAUACAGAUCUUUGUGAUUUUACAGUAUAUUUUGACACAGUUGUAAAUUUCAACUACCUUAUGAAUGUUUGCCAGUCCACUCUAAAACUCUUAAGCUCACUUCGGAUCUCAUGUGUGGGUUAAAGAAACCGGAAAUGCCCACUGUGUUUAUGUUACACUCCUCAUGAGUGACUUACAAAGAUCUGACAUUUUGCUGCAGUGACACCUGACUUCAGUUUUUUCUCUUCUGCCUCUGCAGUGCUGGCAUUGGCAGGACAGGCACCAUUAUCGUCAUCGACAUCCUUAUUGACAUCAUCAACCGCCAAGGUGGGAAAUAAAGAUUUCAGACUGAUUCACUGGACUUUUCUCUGCAUAGCCUCUAAUUUCUGGAUUUGCUUGCAAAUAUAUGUGUUUUUCAGGUCUAGAUUGUGACAUCGACAUCCCCAAGACCAUCCAGAGGGUGCGGCAGCAGAGGUCGGGCAUGGUGCAGACGGAGGCCCAGUAUAAGUUCAUCUACAUGGCUGUGCAGCAGUACAUAGACACAGCCCAGAAGAGACUAGAAGAGGAGCAGGUACAGGAGGACAAAAUGAUAUAGAGUAACAAAAAUUGAAGUUAGAUAGAGGAGAAGGAUGUCGGCAGUGUACUGUUUGUCCUGCUUUUGCAGCCAGAGAAGUCAGGCAGACAUCAAUAUGGCAGGAUGUGUAUUCAAUCUUCAAAGUGAUACUCUUUUGCAGAGCAUCUUUUUAUCUGUGUCUAGUAAACUGAAGUGUCAUGGUUGUUUUAGAGUCGCUUGUCAGCCAAAAACUUUCUCACUGCAGGAGAAUGAACCAAAGUUAACAAACACUGCAGUGAUUUAAUUGAAAGAACAAGCUCAGAGGGUGUUCAAAAGAAGAAAAACCACACAAACCUUACUUUUGUUAAAACCUCUAAAUCCAUACUGGUCAAGUAUGUCCCAAGGAAGAAAGGGCUUCAACAAAAGAAGCUUAUUUUUUAAUGAAGUUUUGGUGUAUCUGAUGCAACCCCAGGUAAUCACAAGAAUCCGAACACUGAGGGGCUUUAACAACAAAGAUUCACUAAAGUAUUUUGGAAAAUUGACCAGAGAGAAAAUAAGAGUUACGUUUAAUUUGUGUCUAUUUCGAGUAGAGGAGAGUUCUUUUCUACAUUCAAAUCUUUGCAUUGACUUGAGCUUUACUGCUGGUAUUUAACCAAACAUGGAGAUUGUCCAAGUUAGAUUAUGUUCAUCAACACAGGAUAGUUUGUGACAAGAGGGCAGGGCACCAAGGCAUUCGAGGAUAAGGGAAAAAGCUUUAGAAACCCUUUAGUCUUAAUGACCUUAAAUCUGGAGUUAAUCACACUCCUAGAGGGUAACAUCUCUUUUUUCCUUCACAGGGUAGAUUGAGUGGCUUUUUAAGAGGCUCAUGUCCAUCACUAAAUGGAUAAUAUCAUGUUGUCUUUUUGCAGAGAAAUAAGCUGAAGGAAAGAGAAUAUUCCAAUAUCAAAUAUCCCCAGAUGACCAAUUCCAGGUCUAAAUCCAACAUGACAUCUUCACGCUCUUCUUCUAUGUAAGUAUGACACACAUGACUGUUAGGUAGCAUCAUUAUUAAACACAAAAACAGUAAAAAUAAGAUGCUGAAAUUUUUCACGUGUUACAGCAUGUCCUAAAGAAAGACAAGGGAAAUAAAGUUAUGAUUAAAAAAUGGAACCUACAGCAAAGAGCAGAUUGACAUUAAAAAGUGAAAAUCUGAUAAACUGUUUACAUAGAAAACCGCUAUUACAGUAACAUACUGUAAUUUGUCAUUUUCUCACAGGAUGAAUCAGGUUAUUUUCUGAAUGUGGAAACUGAAUACAGGGAUACAUAGAGACAUAGAUAUAAACUAUACUCAUGAAGUUAGCCUGUUAAAUAUAUAUAAAUGUACUUUAUAAUGACGAUAAAAGAAAGGUUUGUGGUUGAUAAUUGUCCUUGUGUGUUGAUACAGGAUGACAAAUGAUGAUUCGUCGAGUGUGUACGAGAACAUCAACUUUAAAAGUCCUCAGUCAUCUUUUAGCAGCAACACCAGGAGGUAAAACCAUCACUGUGGACCUCCGUAUCUGUCUGUCUGCCUCUCUGUAAGUACUACAGUCACUUCAGUCUGUUUUUCGCUGGUUAUAAUUUUACUUUGCGGUGUAAAAACUAGAACAUUUGGGGUUAUUUUAACCAAUAAAAUCAUUCCACAUGCUGGACUAAUCCUUUUAUAACUGUAACACCUAAUAAAAGUCCUGUUUUACAGUAGGGGGAAACUAACAGAAGCACGGGUAUGUGGAUGAAAGCAAAGCAGCUUCAAAUUCCCAAAGUGUAAUGUUGGUAAAUCGUUGGUGAUGCAUUUAACUCCCCUUUUGAGGUUGACACAUUUUUCCUCUUAAUGCAGAACUUAUUAAAAGUUUUACACUUCCUCAAGAUAAAGUUCAGUGUCUCCCAGUGAGUCAAAUUAAUUUUGUAAGGGUAUUGUUCUCUUUUUGUACUUCGAAUUAUAAGGUACCAGGAGCGGCUGAGAUCCCCUUAAAGCAACAAAAGAUUCAAUUUAGGUUCAAAUUAUAAUCAACCUCAAUUCUCGCAGGCUGAAUCUUUCUCUCGUUCAGACUGAUUAUAAAGCAGACAGGGAACCCUACAGUGUUGAGGAGAGGGAGUCCUGGCUUUGCUUUGGGGUCAUCAGUACAAGACUCCAGGAUAUUCAAAUAAGAAACCCAAUAAAUGAACGACACAGACGUUUUGUGAGCAGGAAAUCAAAUUAUAGCUCUUAUGAAUAUAGAUCAGCGUUUCUCUUCAUGUAAGAACUUUGAAGUUAAAUCUCUACUUCUUAAUUUUUAGUAUUUGAUCUCCCAAUACUUCAUUCAGAGGGCACGUUGACCUGGGAUAUCUUCUUUGAGGCUCUUUUGAAAUAUUUAAGAUACAGUAAUAGAUAAUUUGAGGUUCUAUUUAGCACCAUGCUCUCUUUUUAAUGGUCAUCAUAAUUUAGGUCAAGCUGUAAUCUCUGUUGGCAGCUUCUUAAAAAAAACCUGCUUUUACUCCUUUGACCAAGAACGUCAGAGCUUCUGUUUGAAAGAUGUGGAAAACAUUUUUUUUUAAAUGAAUGUUUGCAGCCACAGAGUAACAUUAAAGAUGUUAAGAUUAAGUGGGAAGAAACAUAUUUAUUGAAUUGGCCGAGCUGAACUGAUAAUUCUUUAAACACAUUUGAUUCACUGUUGUGUGUGUUAUUAAGAAGAGAAAAAGAAUAAUUUACAUGUAGCCUGUUUUGCUUUUUGUAAAAGUUUGCUGAUUUUGAAGCUUUUUUCUACAGUCACUGGUGUAGAGCUGCACUCAUCAACUAUCCUCACUGGUAUUAGUUUUUAUUUGCCCCUUUUCCCUAAUUAUCAACCAGCUGUUAUACAGCUUCAUUCUGAUUGGUCAAAACCCCCUGACAAUGGUCAAGAGUGACGACCAGAUUAGACACAUUAAAUCAAAUCAAUCCAUAGAAAAGGAGUCUGGCACAUUUAUGGUAAUAGGCAGGAGUUUGUGUUGUGUUGUUUACACCGCAGAUGUAUCACUGCGAGUUUUAUUGGCCGAUAAAAACAGAAAAGCAUCAUUAUUUCUUUGUGUUUCUCUCUCCAGUGUGUGUCGGUCUUUCUUCACUUUUAGAGUUACAUUUCAUGGUCACAGACUCUUUCAGAUCCACUCCUUUCUGUAUUCAAAGAACCUGAAAAAUCUCAUUAAUACAUUCAUCAUCACAUCCCUAUCCAGCCACUUUACCUCACUCUCCUGAUCUUUAAGCAAACGUAACCUUUCCAGGCUUCAGUUAAUUUAAAAUGCUGCAGUCAGACCCCUCACUAUUUCUAACAAAGGAGUAAACAUAACCCCAAUUUAAGCAUCUUUGCACUGACUACCUGUGCAUUUAAGGGUCAGUUUUGAAAUUCAAAUCAUCACAUUUAAGCCUGGACAGGACUGAUCCCUGAAUACAUCAAUGACUGUUUGAUCCUUUUGGAGCCAGAGUGCCGCCUGAAAUCCUCAGAUUAGUUUAUUUCACAAAGUCACAGAUGUAGCUCUUUUGCUUUCAGGGGCCCAAUAACAUUUGAAUGGCUUUAAGGAGGCAGUCUUUGUUUUGAUCCUUUAAAAUCUUUCUCUUUAUACUCAGUUGUGUGUAUGCUAUAGUUUAAGAAUGCGACAGAUCAUAUCAGGAGAUCAGCAGAUGUUUACAGAGAAGUCACAAAAGUCACAUAAGAAUUACAUGAUAGGGGGUCAUUUGCUCAAUUUUUGACACCUCUGAUUCUGUGUGGUAGGGCUGGGCGAUAUGACCUCAAAUCAAUAUCAUGAUAUAUUGAGCAGUCCAUCUCGAUAACGAUAAAUGGACGAUAACUACUCCACAAGCUGCUCACCUCUCCCACAUUAACUUUGUCUACUUCAGCUGCCGCCCCAGCUGCUGCAACUUUUGAACCGUCCUCCAUCUCCUCUCCUGUCUUUCCCUCUUUGUUACGGACUUGAUGCUGGAUGAGGUGGAGUCAAGUCUCUGACGUAGGACAGUGUCUUAAAGGGACAUAAGACCAUAGCCUACCUACACACCAGUGGCGAUUGCUCUAAGACUGCAAGGGAAGCUCGGCUUCCCUUAAAAUGUCACCCCCCCAAAAAAAAGAAAAAGUGGUGAAAUACGUACGGCUGUGUGUACAUUUCAUUAACUAAAUACGCACUAGAAAGCCUUCAACUUUUGUUCAGACACUGUGAUAAGAAGCUGAUAAUCACAGGUAACCGGCAUAACUUCGUUCUCAUUCAUCCUUGCAGCGCCUCAGCGCUUUAAACAGCCGGACGCUGGGCUUCUGCUGACUUCAAUGUGGAAGCUAAAAGUGGGUUGUUCCAGCAGCGAAACUAGACGCUCAUUGGAUAAAUGCUGGGCUUUGUCCCGCCCAAUGGAAGCUAAGCUUCACUGGAGUUCUAUGGCGAGAGGGCGGUCCCGACUUUCUCCCGGACUCCAAGCUUCUGCAUUCAUGAUUGGAUGAGCUGUCUGAGGCGAAAUCCUUUUUUGAUUGACAGCUAAACAAGCGAAUCAGCGAUCUUGAAGAAUAAAACAUCUACCAGAGCAUUUUCCAAGUCAUUCAUUCCGUUGUUCUUAACUGCUCCAGAGACUUUACCGAUCCUCAGCGACUUCUGUCUUUGUUAAAAACGACUGCCGUUGUGUUUGGCGACUCUGUUCUGUUACAUACUAAUAAACAAAUACAAUUAUGAUGUAGGCCAGAAAAAUGAGCUUUCCCUCCUUGAAAGACCAGCAGCCGCCACUGCUACACACAUCCAAAACCAACUUUUAUUUAUUUUAUUGACACAGAAUGUAUUGACAUGGGCAUAAUGACGUUAAAUUUUCGGUUUAUCGCCCAGCCCUAUAAUGUGGCCUUUUAAUCAAAGUGACUCCAUCGGUUUACUCUGCUUGUCUGUCUGUGUUUGCUUCAGUUUCAGCAAAGGUGUUGCUUCAUCAGCGCCUGAGAAUCCCUCAGGGUAGGAGGGAGUGUGUUGCUCUGACUUCACCCCCCCGUCUGAAGACCCUGCUGGAGCUGAAGGCUGCGAGCUGACCCCUCUCCCGCUGCUGCCGUCCUGCUGGACCUCUUUGUCUGGAGUAAGCCUUACCCUCCGUAGAGAGGGGGACUCUACAGCAUAGCGCUCUCACUCAGGACCCUUUUUUGUCUUUUUCACCCCCCUCUCUUAACCAGCACAAGUGCCUUGUCACAGGAUGUGUCUGUAAUCCAGCCUCCCUUAACCCGCUGUUACAUCUCCGCUACUGUUCAAACCCUGGAAACCCAAGUUGACAUGAGAGGCUUUUUCCUCCGGGUGGCGGAGAUUAGCAGUGGAGUAUGUCCCAGCCUGAACUGGGCAGACCUGUGUGGGAUCUGGAGAAGGUCAAAACUAAGCUGUUUGUCCUCAAAAAUCUUUGUUUUCUGUCUUCUCACUCUGUCUUGGCUGGCUGUCAUUUGAACUUGAACCUGAGACUGUUUUCGCUGCGAUCUGUCUCUCCAGCUGUGGAGGUUAUUAAUGCGACUGCUGACUGAUUGCAGGAUUGGUUAUAUAACACGAGCAGAGGAAGCACAAGCAGGUCCUUUUUUCUUUUAAAACGUAUUAAUUAUGUGGCUAAAAAUAGUCUCACUUUGAGCACAAACUCAUUGUUGAAAGACUUUUUCCUCUUCUUCUAUAUUUUGUCCAUGAAAUCAGCUCAUUUGAUUUUGUGUCUUUGUGUUUUUGUCGAUACUCUUGGCAUCAUGGCUGUGUAACAUAUGAGAGUUUGUUUGGUUUCAAAUAUACAUGAAAUUAAAUUCAUAUUUAUGGAGGAACAUCUGACAGAGCUCAUGUUUGAGCACCCCCCAGGACUAAUUCUGAUUUACCGCCCGCCUGUGAUGGUUUAUUGAAGCCCACAUUUGACAGAAAACGGAUGGAAAGGAUUCCUAAAUAGAUGGUUUGAGUGGAAAUUGUUUGACUGGCUGUCCUCGUAAUCAGCAGGUCUGAAGCAGUUCAACAUCUGUCGAACGACAUCAUCAUAAGGAGACGAGGAAAGGGGAGGGCGAUUACUGUAGGCCAGAUGGCCAUCUGCCUGAGAUUGAAGAAUAGAUUUGUCUCCAAAAAAGUAAUUUAGAAGAUGGCCGUAAUCCAGGCUUGAUGAUAGCGGGACGAGUAAGCCGGUGUCACUGACGUGAUAAGGAAGACAGUGGAGGCGUGGAGCACUGAGCUCUCUGUGCUGUCUGGCAGAUUGUGAGCUAUUUUUAGCCUCCAGGAUAAAAUAUAGAUCCUCUCAUACAAGUGUGGAUAUGAUAGUGAUUUCUAAGAUGAAAUGAUGAAAAGGAAAUAACAUCUCUCAUGAUAGGUAGAUGUUGUAAUACAGUGACCCAAUGUCAUAUUUACUCCGACUUUUACACAUUUGUCAUCUUUAAGCCGACAAAUAAAUUCAGUCCUGGUUUUUGGACUGAGUGGAUCAGACCAACUGAACAAUAUCCAGGAUUUUGAAGCUUGGUGGGGGUUUUACAUGGUUUGAACAUGACCACAAAUUUGACAAAGAUUUGAUUUAAUGAUUCAGGAAUCCUUUUAUAUGAUCAGCAAGAGCCAAAUAGGGGUAUGCACAUGGGGUCCGCUAAGUCACUAAUUUUUUUUUUACCCUCACUUAUCAAAACCAGAUUGACUAAUCCAUUUCAUGAAUCACUAUUUUCAUUAUUGCAGGCCCAAAAUGCUGGUCAUACAUUGUACCUAAGACCUGUAGUUCAACUACCCCCCACUAGCCGGGGCUGUAGCUCUAGUAACUGGUUGCUACCAUAGCGCUACAGUGCCCUACAGCUUGGAUGAUGUGGUUUGGCAGUUUUGGAUCUUGAAAAUUGAGUUUUAUACAGACUUUGUCUGAUUAAACUGACAUACUCAACCAGAGCCAGCACAGUAAUAUGAAUAUCAGCCUGCAAGGAGGACUGCAGGCUGGUGGUGCUGGCUCUGCUAACGUUAGCCACAGUCAGAAAACCAAUUUGGUCUCACCAACUCUGUCAUCCUGUGUUUAGCUGUGUUAAAUAGAUCAACUGUUUCCUAUUUCACCAGUCAGAUACUGAGCACAGGGUGUGUCUGAAUUCAUCAGUGUCAUAUGUAUUUCUACAGAUGCCUGCUCUAUUCUGUGACUCUGAAGACUCUAUUCUUGGAGUCUUUGCUGAUGCUCUGCCCGCCUUGGCAUUCCACUUACCCACAUGGAAGAGCACCAAGCUCUCCAAACUGAUCCAUACCCUCAAAUAGAACUUGCUGCAUGCUGAAGGGGUCCUGGCUGAAUUUAGAUUCAUAUUUAAAAAAACUAGAGCUAAUUCCUGAGUGUGUAUGACCCAAAUAGAUCUAUCUAAGGUACAGGUUGUAAGCUCCUAAAUAUUGAGAAGUUCAGUUGCAGUGAAUCUGUCUGCAGAGCGCUGUAUUUGUGUUCAGAUUACUUUCCUUUGGGAGGCAUAAAACAUAAAUGAGCCGCUCUAGUCAUGGUGUUUGUGCUCAAACCAUUCCUCGCUAUCCAACUACAGAAAUAUGCACCUAACGGUGUCAAGGACACUCGCAGGCUGCUAUCACCUUGUUUCCUUUAACCGGCCAGUAUCCGCAGCUGCAGCAUGAAUUACAAUUCAGAGUACAUCAAACCAGGAUCCACUGAAGUAGCAGUACUCAGUCAUUGGACUGAAGCGUGUAUAAAUUCAGUACUGUUGACCUUUUGGGGGAUAUGUACGUACAGGAAGAGUGCAACCUGCAGCAAAAUCAUCCAGUUUGACAACCUUGAUCUGCCUAAAAGAGCUCUGAGUCAUUUGAUUAAGAAUCAGGUUAUAAGCUGAAGUAACCUUUGAAUGCUGCAGUUCAUUUCAAAUCCUGCUUUUAGACCCUGUACAGGAUUUUACUAAAGAGUAAACAUCACCCCAACUUGAGCUUCAUCACAUUGAUUUAUCCUAGUGCCAGCUUUAUGUUUAGAAACAUUUCUCUCAGUAUAUCAUCAUUCGUCAAAGUUUUAUUUUCUGUAUGUGAGGGGGAGUUUUAUGAACGAGGUGGCUCUGUCCUGAAGGCUUGUGUCUGUUGGAGAUAUGCUGCUCCACUUGAUGAAAUUGAACCUGAACGCUGAAGGUGUUUGAAUCCCUCCAGAUCCUCUCUUUGUUCUUUAUACCUGUCCAGACUCUGAUCCGUCCGACGAAUGAGAAAUGACUUUUGUGUCUGUGUUUUUCAACUCUCAUGCUGUGGAUGACUCUAAACUUUUAUGAUGUUGUUCUCUGCCUCUGUUGGUCAAAUAUUUUUUUAUGAUACGCUGAGAAACAUCAAUACUUGAAAGUGUGAAACUGCUGAAUCUUUGGCCUCAGGCUGUGUGUGGAUGAUCUCCGUUGACUGUGGAAGUGUUUUUGGUAGUGCACUAGAUUUUCAGACAUCAGUGUUGUUGUUUGUUUGUUUUUUCUUUUUCUUUUCUUUUUGUUGAUGUUGUUUUAUUUUGCUGAAAUGUUUCGAAUUGUGUUGAAAAUCAUUGUUUCUUGCAUUUUGUACCAUGUUUGGAUUAUUAUUGUUAUUAUUAUUAUUGUAAUAUUAUUAUUAUUAUUGUUGGUGUAAUUUCACCAUGGUUAAGUUAAUUCUGGCUCUGAGUUGAACCAGUGUACACAGGUGUAAGCAGUAGUAACACAAUACUUCUCUCUCUGCUUCACCUCUCACAUGUACUUGAACAUGCUGUUAAUGUCUUUUUCUUCUAUUUUUGUUCCUCCCUCUCUUUCUCGGACACAGUAUGCCUGAAGUGUGUCGUGGUAUCCUGAGUGUUGUUCCUCUUCUUGCACUGGCUCUGCCUUCUUGCUGUACAGGCUACAAAUGCUCAUGUAAUAAGCUGCGAGAAAUGGCAACAAAAUGGUUUUAUUAUCAUAUAGUUUAAUAAAAAUCUAUGAUGGCACUAUGGAAAGUCACACACGUAUGAGUCUUUCAUUUGCUUGUGAACCUCGUAAAGUUUUUUCAAAGUAGAGCAUAUUUUGGAGCAAGUUUCUAGACACUGUGCUCAAAUCUGAAAAAGAGAGAUCAGUGUAAUAAGAAGGUUUGGUUUGUGAUGAAGUGCAGGUUGUGUUGGACUCUGCUGUUUUAGCUGUUUUUCCCUCUGUGUCGACUCUCAGGUCAUGAAGGACUCUGCUAUAAGAACUCCAGAUGAGCAAAACUUGACUGUGAACUUGGGAUGAAGAAGUCAGAUGAGUUUGCUCUCUGUACAUGUUAUAAAGUAAGGGAGGCGGCAGAGUGACCACUUAGACUGCAGCUACACCUCUUCCUGCACUCUUUGAUCUCAGACCUAUGCCUCCGCCUUCAUUCUCACUUUUUGCACCCCUUCCUCUCUCUGUCUCUUUCUGUCUUAUCCUGUAGCCCUCUAAAGGCAGGGUAAGGUGGAUUCCCCCACUUAGCUUUCCAAAACUGACAACAGCAAGACACAAUGGCGAAUUCAGAAUCGUUGUUCCAUAAUGCUAAUGAAUAAGAGUCAAAUCACAUCCUGUUCAUGGCGGGAUCCUUGUUAGUGAAAUAGCAGGUGAGGAACUUUUGGUUUUGUUGGAAUAGCUGCCCCUGUGGACAAAAUAGUACUUUUAAUCUCUUGUCAUGUACAUGUCAAAGUGACGUUUUCAGAAAAAAACACUUCUUUUUGUCUUUAAGAGUUAAAACAUGUCCCUCACUGUGAGCACCAGCCAUGGAAAAAGUCAAAAUAGGCAGUUGUUUGGUCAUUAAGAGGAACCAGUAUCAGUUUCAGUCCCUCUUAAGUGUAAGUUACAGCUGACAAACCUGAACACACUAUAUUAUAUGAGAUUGAGUCUGCUCAGUAUAAAGCAUAUUUAAAAGUCUUCAUAUAUGCUCUAGAUUUGAUUCAGAUUCUUGCAGAUUCACAAUGACCUCCCUGUUAAGACCCACCUCUCACAUUAAAGGGCACACACAGCGUUCUCAUCUGCAGCACUCCUUCACCACUUCUGUGUAUUUCCCCUUAUUUCCCCUGUGCUGUUUUCCUACAAACACUCCAUCUACAGUACGUGAGCUCCAGCAUGACCACUUGUUU
Xyrichtys novacula (pearly razorfish) is the source of this 53753-nucleotide messenger RNA. Lineage: Eukaryota; Metazoa; Chordata; Actinopteri; Labriformes; Labridae. The record is from the annotation of a GenBank genome assembly.